UGGAAGCAGGGCUCCUUACAAGGGACUAUGCAGUUCUACAUCAAACUGUAUAAAAACUCUCAUUAUGUAUUUGCCUGUGUGCUCGCGGGGCUAAAUCUUUAUUAUUGCUGCUAGGGAAUAUGCACACAGCUGCACGUGCACGCGUGAGGAAACGAGGAUCUCGUGCUGCUUCUGCUGCUGCUGCCGCGAGACAGAGAGGGGACUGUGGCGUGUUUUCAUCAUUAUAAUCACCAUCCUAAGUACUAGCUCUUAACAUUUUGUUUUUCGGUGUUCAGGCGAGAAGUGACAAGAAUAUAGACCCCUCCUCUGCAGGGCGGAGCGUGCAUUUUCACUCCGUGUUUUCUAUUUUUUAUUUUUUUAUUUUUUCUCUCCUCUCCUCUCCUCCUCUCCUCUCUCGCCCUGUUCCCUGCUCUGACACGUCUGCACUGAGUGAGUGGCAUUGGCACACUGUCAAUCGCUCACUCCCGCUGCCAUCAAACAACAUAAAACACACACAGGCAGAGGCUGGAGCUCAUAAAUUUCAGCAGGGCUACAUCUUUUUUGCGCAUCGCCUUUACGCAGCGUUGUGUCCUCAUUAAUUUCUUCUUUUUUUUUCUAGACACAACUUUUUUUUUUUACAUUUCAUAUUUUUAUAGUCAUAUUUGGACACCUUACGCCGCAAGAUUGUGCAUUUUUUUCUAAAUACUGUCAGCUGUCGCGGGAAUCAUUUCUGCACAUUUAUAGUUGGCAACACCUGCGAGAUUUUUCUACACUGUGUUUGCACGUUUGGAUAUUUUUUUUUUGUUGUUGUUGCUGUUGCCGGUGCUUCCCGAGGAGGAUUUGGACAUUUUAUUUUGGAGAGGAAAUGCGCCGGGAAUCCCACGAAGAGCGCAAAUAAAUGAGAGAUCACCGGGAGCGUUUGUGUCUGUAGCAGCCGUCAAAUCCACGAGAAAAGACUGAUUGGCACGAGGAUCCGCGCGGGGAAACGAUGGACCGGCAAUUUUGACAAAGAAGUGUCAAAAGAAGACUGAAGAUUUAUGCGUUUUUCUUCACGCAUAUCCACGCGUUUUGGCACUUUGGACCGCGCGUAAAAAAAGCGACAGGACAGCGAGAACUUGGACACAAGAUUUACGCGUGAACGUCUCUGCUCCGUGUUUUUAUUUUUCAUCCAAAAGAAGAGAAACGUGUGCGCGCUGUAGACCGCCGAAGACCCCCACAGCCGGCCGUGCAUCCCUCCUGUCUGUCUGUCUCUCUGUCUGCGGCACAUGUUUUAGUCCAUUUCGUAUAUGAGUUUUUCAAUUUGUGUGGCUCAGUGCACAGACUCUUUAGCGGCUAACAUGGACGAUCAAGCCCGGAUCAUGCAGUCGAUCGGCGGCGUGAGUCUGGCCGGCCACUCGGUACAGGGAGGCAUGGCACUGCCGCCUCCACAUGGACACGAUGGGACGGACGGAGACGGAAGGAAACAAGACAUUGGUGACAUUCUGCAUCAAAUCAUGACCAUUACUGAUCAGAGUCUGGACGAGGCGCAAGCAAAGUUGGUUGAUUUAUAUGUUUUAUUAACUUGGCCCCCCUCCCUGAAACGCUGAACGCAUCAUUAUUGAGAUGUGGCCCGCUUAACUUAAGUCCCCCAUGCAUAACAAUAGGCUGGAGUGGCUUUAAUGAUGAUCUCCCUCUGAGGUGGUGUGUGUUAAACAGGAGAGAAAAGUUGUCAGUGAAGGAAAGAGAAAGAAAAGAGGAUUUUGGCUGCUUGGAAAAGUUUCUGCUCACACUAGAGAUCAGAUAAUUUCUGCUUUAAAACUCAGAAUAAAUUCUCUGACAGUCAUGAAGUUGUGUCAGAUAUUCUCAUGAUUUUAUUUUAACUUUGAGUGAAGAAGUUUGUGAUAAAGCUGCAGAGUAAUUGUGAGUGUGUGAGUGUGGUGAGUGUGAUGUUCAGUGAAUUUAUUUCAGUAUUUUAUCUUGUCUUAUACUGAAACAGGAAACAUGGACUCAACUGUCACAGAAUGAAACCAGCACUCUUCAGCGUUCUCUGUGAAAUCAAAGAAAAGACAGGUAAGAGCUUUCAAUCAACACACACACACACACACACACACACACUUCUCAUCAACACAAGCACAGGAGCCGAGCCGACACACACACACACACUAACACACACUAACACACACUUACACAGAGACCUGCUCAGCCCCCAGUGAUCCGGGUACGUCCAGGUUCCAGGUUAGCUCUGCCCAAAUGAAUCAGUGUCGUCCUUCCAUCAUGUCAGGGUGUUGUCACAGCGGAGGGACAGUUUGUGUUUUUUUGUUUCCUGCUCAGAAAGUGUGUUCGAGUUUCCUCACUCACUCAGUCACUCACUCAGUCACUCAGUCACGACCCCGACACUGACCAGGAUGGAGAGAUAUGAUCCUGAUUUCUGAAUCUUCACGAAUAUUCAGUCCAAACCCGAAAACAGCAGCUUCACCUCCUGACAGAAUUCCUCUGUGAUCAGGUUCAGAUUUUAUCUCUGAAAACAAAGAAGGAAAUACGAAAAAAAUUCAGAUUAUUCAUCAGACUGGAGAAAAUAUUUGAAGAAAUUAUAAAAAAUAUUAGAAGGAAUUUUUAAAGAAAAUUACACUUGAUAAAAAUUUAAUUUGCACCAUGAUAAAAAAAAAUCAGAAUUUUUCAGGCGCAUGUCGGAGUCACACUUUAAACAAAGAGGAGUUUAAAUUAUACCACUGAUAUUUAAUUUAGUUUUUUGUGUAAUUCUUUGUUUUAAUUUCCUCUUUAGUAAAAAUCACCUCCUCUCUUCUUCUACACUUGACCAGGAUCACACCACCAACCCCAACACUCACUUACACUCCCCUUUUUUUAUUCCUCUUUUCUUCUCUUCUGGGAAUUUAAAUCAGGAUGUUUUUAUUAUUUUACACACGACUAAUUUUAUUUUUUAAGUAUAAAUCUGUUUGUCUGAGAAAAAAAAUGACAACAGGAAUAAAACCUUGUCGUCAGCUCGGUGUGAAUUAGCGGGUCAGAUUUGUGACCUUUGUGCUCUUUACGAGGAAAGCGGCUCGGCAGAGAUCAUAAAACUUUAUGAACUUCUCGAACACAGGUGGUGUCCGCAGGGGCGGGCGGAGGGGCUACAACUGUGAGUGUGUGUAAGAGUGUGUGUGUGAGUGUGGAGUUUAGACAAUGAAACAGACAGUGUGUGUGCAGAUUUGAGAGUUUUCAGGAGAUCAGAGUGGGGGUCAGAUGUUAGAGAGGGUCUCUGCGAUGAUCCUGGACUCCCUCUGAUCAGACCGUCUCUCCGUUUGACGCUUCACUUCGACAAAUUUAAAACAAGAAAAGACUCAAACUGAGACCAGAUCUUGAGAUUCAAACGUGUUCGGAGGAGAAGUGUGUGAUCAGAGGGGGAACAAGUGUGUGUGUGUGUGUGUGUGUGUGUGUGUGUGUGUGUGUGUGAUGGUUAACCUGUGGUUUAGAGUCACAGCCCCCCCCUCCUCAUUGACAGAGCUCAGCUGGUCUGGUGGCCUCCUUGUUGUUGACCGGCGUGGUGCUCCUCCUGCACUCACACACUCACUCACACAGACACACACACACACACACACACAGACACACACACACACACACAGACACACAGACACACAGAGAGGAGCCGGCUCUCAGCAGCGGCUCCUGCAGCCCCGUUCUCAGGGCAUCCUUGGCCCUUUCAUGUCCGUUCAGAUGGCACAGGAGGGGCCGCUGUCUCUCCGAGGCGUGGGAUCCAGCUUUGGCUGAAAAUGGCUUUUAAUAAUAAAUUUGAAAGCGGUCCAAGAAUCGGGGCUGUAAUUACUGCGCGCAUGUAUCAUGUUCUCCUGCCUUAUUGUCUGGCGUGAGGAUGAAAAGCGAGUCCAGGGUUCAGCUUCAAAGCUGCACGAGUGUUUGUGUGUGAGCGAGUUAUUUUCUGAUCAGCGCAGAGACAAAAUCAAAGUGGCGGGAAAUCACUCUGGUUUUCUGCAGAGAGGAGCUUUUUCUGGUCGUGGUGAGAUAAUCGGAGAGUUUGUGAAGUUUGGAGUGUUAUUGUGGAGCUGCAGCCUUUUUCUGCAUUGCUAAUGCCCUAGAAGUAUUAAUUCACUUUGAUAUGCUAAUUAGAGAGCAUUAUGCAAGAAAUGAGAUUAAGUGGCAGCAUGAAGUCAUUUGCCUGUCACUAAAUUGAGUGUUUUUAGCAGGAGGGUUUUUUUCCUGACGUGUGCUGCUCUUUGUCCUUCGGUGUUCGGAUGUUUUUCCUGUAAGAUAAAAAAAAAUCUGGAUUAAAAAAAAUGUUUGAUUCCUGGUGUUUCAGGACAAAGGAUGCAUUCAUGAUGCACCUUCUCCUCCUGAAGACAAUGAAUGCAUUGAGGUAAAAAAGGGCCUGCGAUCUGUGGAUGAGUUUCGCAGCUCCUCCUGUGUGCUGCUGGGUUUGUUUUCUCCUGCUGCCCGCUCCUCUCCUCCGUCCUGCUCUCAUGCUUGGCUUGGAAGGAGGAGAGGCUCCCAGCAGCAGCAGCAGCGGGAGCGGCAAGAAUAACAAAGGUGAAAGAUUACCUCCAUAUGGUAUUUCUGACCAGGAAAAGAGAGGUUCUGUAGCAGGACUCCUCUUUGAUGUGAGGUUUAAUCAAUAGAAAGAGAUUACAGAAAACUAUUACAGGCUAAAUCACGGAGUGCCACAGAGAGGCUUAGCCCCUCUCCACAGCUCUCUCAGCUGCACGGCGCUUCUUUUGGCUGCGUAUUGACUUGUUGUUUUGCUGACCUUUGACUCGUCAGGUUCAGAAACAGGGGGUCUGGAGAGGUGGGCGAGGGAGGGGGGGAAGGAAAGAGAGAGAGAGAGGGAGAGAGGGGGAGAGCUGAUAAAUGCUCCGACCCAGAGCAGUGGAGAGAGCAGUGGAUUAGAGAGGGAGUCGGUGUCGCUGCGUUUGUUUCACAUGUUUCUGCAGAGCGCCAACAUGCUUUCAUGGCUUUGUCCUGGAUAGAUGUGAGGUAGAGGAAGGUAAAGACCACGUUAAUUAAAUCGGGUUCAGGAUGAGCCUGUAAUUAACCACAUGCAAGGCUGCCUAAAAGCAUUACCUGCAGUAAAUAGAGUUAGGACUGAGGAGGUAAGCAUUUCUGAAAUCUACAGGGAACAUUCGUUUCAAUAUUUCCUGACAAACUUAAUGACCCUUCCAAUUCCAAUUGGCUUAUAAUUAUUAAUACAAACUCAUUAUGAUGAUUAUUAUUGGGAGUAUCUCUAAAACAGGAGCGAACAGAAAUAUACUCCUCUUUAUUCUCGUACCUUAGAGGAGUUUUUUUUUCUCCUCCGCUCUAAAAUCUCCAGUAAACGCCUGACAGAGAACAGAAAGCCAUUCAGCAGGAGAGACAAUUGACUUUGGCUGCUUUUUGUCUCGCAGAGCCCCAGUGAUGCGGCUGCAGAGACUAGAUAGUGUUGUGGCGAAUAGCUCGCGCACAGCUGGGUUCCUGACUGGCUCAAUGGCAGGGCCACUAGUGCUUCCUCCUCUAAAGCACAAGGGGGACCGGGGAAGAUGUGGCUAUUAUCUAAGUAGCUCCCAAAUACCCUCCAUUUCCCCAUCAGCAAGGAUGAAAAGAAGGAGAGCCAGACAGACGACAGAGAGGGAGAGAGAGAGAGAGAGAGAGAGAGGUGGAAAAACAAGAGUGUACAUAUCAGUUUCAUUUGGAGAGGAAAAUGCUUUUGUGCAGAUAGAUUCCUCCUCAGCUCGGUGGUAUCUGCACGCUCGGCUCCUCAAAUCUGUUUUUGUUUUUUUUGUGUUGAUGGUGAUUCAGUGCUGUCCCUCCAUCUGCACACACCAGCCCCCCCAUCUUGCAAACGUCUCCCUCGCUCCCCCCGCCUCCAUCGCUCCGAGCGUUUUCUGCGGGCUCCUGCGCGAUCAACAGCUCAUAAUUGUUUUUUGCACAUACGUUAUGCAAAUGAGUCUUUAUGGCAACUGGCAUAACAAUUAGCAUCCUCCAACAAUAUUUUAGUAGGUUAAUUGCGAAAUUUCUGAAUUGUACAUCUGAGUUGUUAAUUAGGCAUGACAGAGGUGGUGAAAUAGUUAUCUUCAGGCGCUGGCAGCCAGCAGACAGAGGCUGCAAAAAGGAAGGAUUGAUUGAAAUGAGUUUACAGCAGCAGCAGGAGGAGGAGGAGGAGGAGGAGCGAGGCGGUCGGUCUGUCGGAGGAUCUUUGAACGCCACUUUAGUUUUUGGAGGUUCGUGAGAAUCUCCACCUGAAGCUCCUUGAGUCUCUGACCCUCCGCUCAAACACAAACACUCCAGAAAACACGUCAACACAGACGCCGAACCGUUCCAUUUGUUUUCAUGUCGGCGCGAGUUUGCGAGAAUUAUCCUGCGGCUGCACUCCUGUCAAAACAGCCCGUGACCUUUGACCUCUCAGACUUACUUACACCCAUUUUUACUGUUUUUGAAUAAAGUUUCACGUCUUUAAAGAAAGUUCAUGCUGAUAAUUCACACGCAAAUAUUUACCAAUCAUCAGAUAAUUUUCUGCAUUUUUAAAAAUUUGUGUAAAUGGAGAAAAUUUGACAAAAACAAAUAAAUAUUUAAAUGUAAUUAUAAUUAAAAUAAAAUAAGAGUUUUAACAGAUUUAAUUCAACGAUUCUCCCUCUCACGUUAAGAAUUUUAAAAUCAAUCAGUUUUUAAAAAUAAAUGAAUUUAUUUACUUUAAAUCAAAGUUGCAGAAAAUCAGAUUUUUUUGCAUUUAAACUAAAAUAUAAAAAUAUUGAUGUAGGUCUUAGGAGAGAAAAAAAAACACUGGUAGAUUUUCGUUGGUCGUCGUUUCUGCGGGCGUCCUCAGCUGAGCGUAUGGCGGCGGUUAUUAGUGUAAAAAGGGUUGAAGUGAAAGAGCGGUGCAAACGCACUGACUCCUCUCUCUGUAAUGACUCUGCUAUUUAUAGGUCCCUAUUUCAUUAGCUCUAGUGUUUCAGGGAAGAGUUUUCCUCCUGGGACAAUAGACACCAGCAUGUUCAUUUACUCUGUACACAUUACACGUGGACAACUAAAUGACCCGUCGUUGGUGCGAGGAGAAAAAAACAACAAUCCGGCUGCUGUCAGUUUUUCUGCUGCUCCACUAACCUCUGCCUCUGUGUUUAAUCUUCAUGAUAAAUAAAAAAUAAAACUCUGUUUUUGGAGGAGUUACUCCUACAGGUGACAGGAGGAGGAAUUAAAGGCAGGAGUCGGUGAAUGUAGAGGUUUUUAAAAUUGAUUUGUAAGGUUUUGACACGGUGGCAGUUUGCAGCUUGUUACUCCAGGAAAACCUCUUUCUUUCUUUUUCUUUCUUUCUUUUUUCUCCUCAUUUACAGUCUUGGGAAAGAAGCCUCUCUCUCUCUCUCUCUCUCUCUUUCUCUCUCUCCAUUGUUCCCUCUGCCAUUGUUCCACAUGUUUCAUACAUUAGAAUGAUGUAUCGAAGGCAGAAAUGGGAAAAAGACUGCAAUGCAAUGAAAUUUUAAUCAGCGUCUUCUGCUGCUUUAAUAAGGCAAAUAAUUCUUAUUGGCUGCUGCUGUGUUAAGAUUUCUAAUAUUUAAUUCAUAACAAACCUCGCAUUAUUCUGCUUUAGCCCUGAGACAAGCUGCUCUCUGCCUGCCAGGAGGAAACUAUAGGGACAGAGAGGAGAUAGAAGUGCAGACGGAGCGUUUUUCUCUCACGCUGUGGCAGAAAACCGUCCGAUUGUUUCUCAGAGUUCAGAUCGACGUUAAAAACUGGAAAAUACCAAACUCCUCCACCUCCCUUUUUAAGAUUUGUGAGCGCUCACCAAACUAUGACCGUCCGCCAUAAACUAUCUUUUUGUUUUCUUAAGUCCUUCAAGUUGAUUUUUGCGCCUGAAGUCAUGGAAAGAUGGCGAGGGGCCAGCGGCGAGGUGCUGGCUCAUGUUACAGUGAAACGCCGGGCCCUGUUUUCGUCUCCCGGUGAAACGGCUUAAUUGGUGUCAGAGCCCCGGGGAGAAAGGCCUCUUGCUCUGAAACGCAGCCACACAGGCCCCUGUCUUCCCUCAAAACCAGGAGGAGCGGCCGGCGUCUGCUGCUCAAUGAGCACUAAGCCGUGGACUAACAAUACCAAAUGAUGUUUGGGAUGACAGAAAUUAAUAUGCGCUUGCUCCCAGAAAGCGAUGAUUAAUGACGGUGAGCGGGGGAAUGCUGUCCCUCCUUUUCUGCUCCUCUUUGAUGGGGAUUGAAAAGCACUAAAAAAAAAAAAGCGGCUGAUUUCUCCUCUCUUUGGAGGGUGGAGGUCAUCCAGAGUACAUUACUGCUAUUCUUCUUCUCUUUCUGGAGCAGGAGGCGGGUUUUUGGCGAAUUCUGAAACGAUCACAGACACAAACCUGCGCUCUACCUGAACUUUAACUCUCAUCACGUAUAUUUCCCUCUUCUUCUGGAUAUUUGAUCAGCGAUGGAGUUUUCUCCGCUGAUUCGCAGCCAAACGUGCGAACAAAAUGGUGGUGUGCUGUUGCCAUGAUAAUGAUCUGUAUCUGUUGUGUCCUAGGAGGAGACGCAUGAAUAUUUAAUUGUGUCUGCUGCUGCUGGAGAGAGAUCCCCAGACCCUUCUGUUCAUUUCUUACUUUCUCUAAUGCCUCUCCUCCCUCCCAGGUACUUCCUCCCUAAGUAAUGGAGAAUUAAAGCCCCGCAUUAAAAUCAGAGAAACUGCGAUGUAAGGGAUUUUCUGAGGACGUUUGUCUACUCUCGGAAAUUCAAAUGGCAAGUUUUGACAACGGACAUUCUGCUGACGUGGCAUAUUCGCUUCUCAAAUAAGCGUUUCCUCCGUCAGAGUGAUUGAUACGUAUUAAGCGUGUUUUUUUUUCUCUUUCUGGAGGAGGAAGAGGAGAUGAGGAUGACGAUGACGCGGGUGCGAGGAUAUGAGUUUUAAACAGAGAGCCGGUUCCCCCUCAUAUUGAUCUAUUUGUGUUGGCGGAGUGGCAGGUGUUAUACGGAGAGUGUGUCAGCUUUGAUUGUUUGUGUCAGUGAUCCGAGCCGACACUGAGCUCUCUUACUGUUCGUCACUGUUGCUCCGGCUGCUGCUGCUGCUGCUGCUGCCUCUUGAUGAAUGGCAGCAGGCUGAACAGAUCCUCAGAAAAACUCACGUCUAUGCUGUCUCACCAGGAGCAGCAUCUCUGUGAAUCAGCACUGGUCCUCAGAGGUUCAGGACACGCCUCCUUUUAUUUUAGUGCAAACAUGCAGAAGCUUUAAGAGGAGGAGGAGGAGGAGGAGGAGGAGGCGGUGGGCUCUUCUUCUUCUUCUUCUUCUUCACCUGCGUGUGUUUGUCUGUUUGUGAAGGUGAGCCUCUGUAAGUAUGCAGAGCACGGCGGGCCUCUCGCGGGUGCUGAAGGAGAGCGUGGAGUGGCAGAGUUAAUUUAUUUAAUGACUGAGCGUCUUAUAUCUCCCCAGCCCUGAUUAGAAUCCAUGCUUGAUGAGGGGAGCGAUAGCGGGGGUGCGCUCUGGCCCCAGGCCCUCACACGUUCACGUUCACGUUCACCCUCCUCCGCUUUGAAAAAAAAAAAAUCAUUUAUAGAAACGUAGAAAAAUGGAAAACUAGAGCGUUUUCAUUUUUGAUGUUUGUAGGAUCAGUCUGAGAGGAGCUGUGUGUGUUUGUGUGUGUGUGUGUGUGUGUGUGUGUGUGUGUGUGUGCGGCGUGGCCCCGUGAUAAAGACGAAGUGCGGUGGAGCUCUAUGAACGUGGGAAAGCCAAACAGAGUGUGUCACUUUGGCAGCACGGCCCUGUCAGCAUUGGGGAGCUGCAGUUGUAAAAACCAUGACCUUCCUCUUUGCCAGCAUGUCUCUCGCAGAGCCAGAGCGCUGCCCCGUAGAUCUGGGCCGUCUGUGGGAGGGAAUACAAACAGAGGGAGAGAAAGAAAGAGAGAGAGAGAGAGAGAGAGAGAGAGUGGAAAAAAACAGAGAGAGCCAUAAUUGUAAAGAAGAAGAAGAAGAAGAGGAGGAGGAGGAGGAGGAGGGGUCGGUUGAAGUAAUGAAAUACUUCUUGGAGCUAUCAUGACGGAGAAGGUGAGGGAGGGAAAGUGAAGAGGGAGAAAAUACUCCUCGUCUUCCAACAUUUCCAUGAGCCAUCAUCAGUAAUGCCGCCGCCGCCUCACAAACCAGAAAUUAUUUCUUCAGGCGUCGCUGUCAAGUGUUAUUCAAAUAACAGCAGCCUCACAUUUGAAUAACAGCCGACAUUUUGAAUUAAUUAAUCAGACAAGAUAGUCUGGGCCUUUUCUCAUUAGUCUACAGGUCAGGCUGGGGAAGAUAUAUGCGCUGGUGAUGAUAUACUUGUCUUUAAUAGUGAUUUAUGGAGAUUUGGGAUUGUACUCGAUUUGUCAAAGGGCCCGGCUGCAGAAAAAUAGGACGCUGCAUAUUUCAUUACCUAAUCUCUGAUACCUUCACCGAGAUACAGUCCUGCUGUUUAGAUGCACAGGAAGCUCUUUUACGUCCACCCGUCACCAGUGAGGCACGCACACACACACACACACGCACACACACACACACACGUGCACACACAUUUAAUCUCCUCUCAUAGACCUCUCCCAUUUUACUUUUCCUAUGCAAUUAAGCGAGGGCUGUAAAUUAUAACUGUGUCGUACUUUAAUUAUCAUGGUGUAAAAAUAGAGUUCCUGUCUUUGAGAGGAUUUCAUUAACUUACUCAAUAUUCCAUGUCAGCGCCGAGAAUCACAAGAUUGCUCUGACGCUUGUGUUGAACAUGCUCUCUCUGUGUGUGUGUGUGUGUGUGUGUGUGUGUGUGUGUUAUCUCAUUAGACUUUGGAGGAAAUUUAAUUUAAAGGUUUUUUUUCUCCUGCAAAUAUAAAAAUGUGUUUUUGUGAAUAUUUUUGGAUUUUACCAGAACUUCAUUUAUGCACCCUUUUUAAAGGAGUGUGUGUGUGUGUGUGUGCAUGGAGGUGUAAAUGAAAGUGUGUAUUUUUUAAAGCGUAACGAGCCUCCUGUUAAAUCUUCCUGAUAAAGACACUCGGCCUGUUUCUGCUUUUCACCUGCACAGGUUUUAAUUCUUCUCUGCAGCUUGAUUUGCACAAGCCUAUAUCAAUGCAUGCAUGUGUAUGUGUGUGUUAAAAAAUGUGCAUGUGUGCGUGCGUGUGCACAAGUGUCAGGAAGCUACGAGCUGUUGCCAUUCCGGUGAGCAGCCCACACAAAAUGCACCAACACCAGUGUGACAAAACAUUCAAAUAAAUUGCUGUCAGGCUGCCGAAACACCAAGUGCAGCGAUUUUUAUCUGACAUGUGGAAGACCCAGACAUGCAGUCCUGACAAGUAGCGCCCGAGCACCUGUGAGAGACGGGCGAUAAAAAUCAGGAUGUGCCUGAUCCCCGGCAUAACAAUACCUAUCAUUACUUGAUAUUAUUACUCUUCUUCUUCUUCUUCUUCUUUAAGGGAGAGCUCAAGAUGGAGAGAUAGAGCGAGAGCAGGUUCUGUUUAAGUGCCUGUAAUAAAUGAUCGGAGGUGGUUGUUUGCAUAGAUGCACUUAAAAUUUACAGUGAAAUUGAAUUAUGCAGUCUGAUGGCAUAUCAACAAGUACCGAUCCGCCUUUUAUGGUCGCGCACGUUCCUUCAUUACGGCCGUGUUUUUGGAGUAAACAGAGUCCAAGGUUAGAGCGUUUAUUUAUUCUGCUGUUCACAGGUGUGUUUUAGUCGGAGGACAUCAGGACAUUUAUGUGCACCAAAUAUAUUUAUUUUUUUAAAUAUAUUUUCCUGUACUGUUGGUUAAAAUCUGCUCUCUGGAACAGAAUUAAUUCACAGCGUCUGCUGACACUGAUAGACUUUGUUUCUUAACAGCGUGCAGGAACAAAUAAAUACUGGGAGAGCCGGCGCAGCUCCACUUGUUUUCAUUGAGUCUCCAAAAUUGACUCUGUAAUUCUUAAAUCCAAUUGAGGAGCGUAAAAAAAAAAAAAAAAGAAAAAAGAAAAAAAUGCUUUUGAGAAAGUCGGAGACAAAGGAGUGCCAUCCAUUCUCUGCUGUAUUGUUAUUUUCUCCCUUAUAGGUUACUAAUGAGGAAUCGGCCCUCAUUAUGAUUUUAAGGAUGAGAGAGGAAAGCUUUUAAUUAAUGAUAUGUAAAUGGUUCUGAAUUGAUUAUGUUAGAAUAUCAAGAGAGAUGGGUAGAAGCUGUGGUGUAAUAUAUUUUAAUUAAGAAUUAAUUAAAAAUGAUGGCAAUUUUAUAGCAGCUCACAGAAAAUAGAAGAAUUUAUUCUCUGUCACAAGUAAAUCAGGCCUUGAUUAAAUAAACAGACACAUGCUGCUGUUUUCAUCCUCCAUGUAUAUUUAUUUAGACUGAGAGAGUAUUAAAAAAAUAACACAAACACACCAGUGUGGUUUGUCAGCGGUCCACCACAAGCUGGGAGCUCUGGGGUUAAUGGUGAUUUAUCUCAUUCCUAAUUCAUGAGAUCCUCCUGCUCUGUGUUAGGUGGAUCAAUAAUAACGCCGGGUUUCCUUUUUGAAUUCAGCCUCUACAAUUAGAUUUGUAACGUGGAACACAAUUACGACACAGACAUGAAUGCCUGUUUUUAUCACUUGUGGCACGCCAACGUGGAUCCCCAAAAGAUAUCAAUCUGUUUAUGAGCUAAAAAGAUUUGUACUGUGAAAAAGAUGAGUUGUGACGAGACGUGCACCCUCGUUAACCUUUUUAAUUGCUAUCUGCUUUCUUUCAUUCAUUCUUCUUCAGGGCGGAGGGAGGGAGGGAGGGAGGGGGGAGACACAGGGAGACGUUAGCUGCAUUAGCGCCGCGCGCCGCUAUUAAAGGGAGAGAGGUCUUUGUUUUCUGCUAACGGUGGCAUGCAUGCUCUGUGCUAAACUCCGCGAUCAAUGGCAGAGAGGCUGCUAUCACAGCGCUCGGAGCAGGCGUAGCUCAGGGGGGGAGGGGAAGGGGAGGGGUGUGGGGAGGGGGGGGGGUCCCUGGUGGUUCAUUUUGAUUGGAGCGCAGAGUUUUGUGUUGAAAGGCGAGGGAGAGACAGGCUGUUGGAAGCAAAUCCCCCCGGAUCAGUUAAAGCUUUGCAACAAAAACACCUUGAUAUUCCUGGGAACAUUUGCUUAGGAAAAAAGACUGAAUUUAAAUAAACGGGCGACAAGAGAACGCAAUGAUCUAAAGCAUUUCUGAAGGUCUGUGUGUUCAGAGAAAGCUCGUGGAUCUCAGCUUAGAAUUAAUUUAGGAACCACAUUUCAAAUCAGAGUAAACGGCGGCAGCAGCAGCAGCAGCGCAGAGAGGAAAAUCAUUGUUAUUGUAUUCUGUCAAUGUGCCGCUCCACCUUCUUUAAGAGGCUUUUUUCACCUCCAGGAGGAUAGAUAUACAUAUGUGUGUGUAUGAGUGUGUGUGAGUGUGUGUGUCAGGGUUGGUGGUUGCACUAUGUCCUGACUAACAGACAGACACAGAGAGAGAGUCAGUGUAUUUGUGUAUUUGUGUAUUUGUGUGUGUGUGCAACUCUUUAGCCUUUAUGAGCGACCCAAUCUGUUCUGGGCGGCAGGGAGGAUGUGCUGCUCGAGAUGGAGGGAGUGUUGAAUGGAUUAUUAGUCCGAGUAUCCCCCCCCCCCCCCACUGUAGCAGGUCGCAUGUAAAGGCUUAGAGGCAUCAUGGACGCUCACACGUGCACACACAUGUCAGACAUCUGCAGGCGCACACCCCCACGUGCACACAUACAUGAUGUGAAAACAUGCAGGGGCGCAGACGUGUGCAUGCAUGCAUAUACACAGUGCAUGCACGCCGACGGCUGGCGGAGCAUCUUCUUCCUGACACCUGCAACUAGUUGCAAUACAUCACUGUCAGGAUCGCUUUCUCCACCUAUCCGCGUUUGUGCGUUACUUAUCCGCCGAGGCCUUCGUCAAAAAGUUGAGCGGUCCUGACAUCAGCUCCCCGGUGGGAACAGAAAAGGUGAAGCGGUGCUGGGAGGCGCCACGACGCGGGUGUCUUAGCAGGCUGUGGUCUCUGCACCCAACAGCAUCUUAAUGACACCUGAAGAGGAAGAUGAUGGUUCCACACCGCGUCACGCCACGACUUAUUCCAGAAGAAUCUGAGCGCUGGUUUUCUUACUGGCGUGUUUAUGGAAUUCAGGCCUGCAGCCGCGGUGACCUGAAGCCAGGUUGAGCUGGUGUUGUUGACUCUGAGUGUGUCAGCGGCGGAGGAAGUGAGGGCACAGCGCCUCCCGUGUGAGCUCGCAGUGGAGACGAGGAGAGUCCGCCGGUGGCACUGCUAGCCGUGAGCGCCAACAGCUCCGGCCACGACAGAAGAGAGGAGGUGGGGAGUAAGAGGAGAGUAGAGAGGAGAGGGGGGAGGCGGCGGUGGUGGUGGUGGGGGGGUUGGGUCAGUGUCUGAACUGGCUGAUGGGAGCCAGAACAUGAAACAAUGCCGGGGGAACGUCUGGUGGGUUCGCUGCACAGAAUUACAAGCGAGGGAGCAGGCCUGCUGAGGCAAUUACAGCUUAAUGGGGUCAUUUGGAAGGCAAUUGCCAGGGGUUAAUGUAGUAUGGAGAGAUGAGGUGAGAUUGAAGUGAAAUUUUUGGCUAGAAAAUGUGUUCGAAUGAAAAGGGGAGCAGGCAGACAAGUUGUGUGCUGAUGGGGUGGGAGGUUGAUUGGGGGGAAGUGGAAUGCAGCUUUGCACCGCCACACAGAGGGACGCGGUGAGGCCCGAGCGCCGCAUCCCUGCAGGAAGGUGCGUGUCUGCACAGGUGACACUUCUAGCCUGUGCUAACUCGCCCGGCCCGACAAGAGCGGCUCUGUUCUGUUCGGUGUCAGUUUGUUUUCGGUAAAAUCGGAGCCGAAAGGAUCCAGAGAAAGAUGUGUCAGAGAAACUGCGAGAGACACCUCGGAGGACGAGGAUAAAAAGGAUCAUUAUGUGUUGUUACGUUAGCCAGUUCAUUACCUUAAUUGCCACACAUAAUCCGCUGUUGGAAGGGGCACUGGAGCUUUGGGAAGGAGUCUUUGCCAGGACCUCCUCGCCCAGGUCUCAUCCGCCCCCCCUGAUCCCCUGACUUGCAGCAAGCGGAGCGAUGGUGCUAAACUUUGAUCAAAGCCAAACUUAUUUAAGGUCAGCCAUGUGAGAUCCCCUGGGAGCCGCCGUGUUCGCCGAAGCGGACUGCAGUAUAGGAAGUAGUACAGCGGCACUUCUUGCCUUGCUGCUGCUGCCUGCGCCCGCGCUGGAUCACUGGACAGCAAUAGCAUUAUCAUCAGGCCUUUCAAGUCUUCAGCAUUUUUGCGCGAUUACGCUCCACAGAGGAACUUAACAUCAUCCAUGGGUGGAGAUUCCUUCAGAGUUCGCUCUCCCUCCCUCUCUCCUCUCUGUCUUUUUUUCUCCCCCCUCUCUCCUUCCAUUUCUGUCAUCUCUGUGAAGUCGAAGCCCACUCCCCCCUCUUCCCCUCUACACAGGGUUUUGGCCAAGAGCCGGCCACUUCACUGAGGCAGAUUUUCCCAGGCUCCCCAAAGGCUAUUUUACCAGGAUUCCCAUUAGGUCUUUACCCAUUACCAAUGUUCCAAAUCAUUUACAGAAGAAUCUAUUUACUUUAUGUGGUAAUGGAUUCAUUUGACAUGGAUCGCUCUCCAAAAAAAAAACCAAGCAGCAGCAGUUAGCAUGCACAUUCCCCCGUUUGAACCUGGUACAGUAUUUUCUGUUUGGUUUAUUUUUAUCUCCUACAGCUGCAGCCGUGCCUUCAGACCGCGCUCACGCUCCGCUCGCCGUCACAGCUCGGUACUGUACGCUGUAGAGGUGGCGGAGCAUUGUGUCAGUGCUGCGGGAAAAAAACAAGUAUGAUGCAACUGUGUUGUCAUUUAAGAGUGACAAAUAGACAGUGGCAGACCAUCAGAAACGGGGGAGAGCGUGGAAUGGUGUCGCUGACAAACUGCUAUGACCUUUGGGUGCUUUGGCCUCCAGAGUGCACGCCACAUACAGCGUUUACCUCAGGUCAGCGGCGGCGUGGACAUGCCGGUCCCUCUUAUUGAGGAGAGUCCAGCCUCGUCACGUUUGGAUCGAUAAUCAGUCGGAUUGGAAAAUGCUAAAGACAGAAAUGUAGAGCUUGAGCGUCGUCUUCUUCUUCUUCUUACGUGUUGAAAUACUAUUGGCUGGCGAUGCUAAAUCAACGUUAAUUCACAAACAAUCCAUAAAGCAAAGUCUCCACAGCAGCAGCAGCAGCCAAAGAGAGGCAGUGUGCCCAGAGCUAUAAAGUGCACUCCUCCUGCCUCUAUUCCAUGUCACCAAAGCAUCCCAUCAAAGCCUGCCUCCUUCCUGUUGUAAGGUAGGGGGAAGAAAAUCAAUGGCGCAAUCUUUUCUUUUUGCCUCCUCCAAUCCGUAAUUGAAAUGGAAAAUCAAAUGAACGGCAAGCAGAUAAUUGUUUUAUCAAUAUUCCCUGCCUGCCCUACAAGGGUCAGUGCAGAAUGAUCAUGAGUCGGGGAUAUGACGAGGACAAAAUGUGAAAUUGAACAGCUAGGAGGCAAUAAAUCAGCCUUGACAACUAAGAGUGACCAGCAUGUAGCUGCAGCAGGCAGCUCUCCCUUCAGAAUUUGUCCUGAAGCUGUCCACAAUAAAUGGGGAAUAUUCAUCUCAUUAUUGUUGCACUUAAUAUUGCUAUCAAAUAUUAUUCUUAGAGUCCAGACGGGAAGUCAAGGUCACUCCGGCUAUUAUUGUUGUCAUUGUUAGUGUGUGAUAUUGAGGGUAUAAUAGAGGGCAAAGCCAGAUGGUGUGCCGAGCUUAUGAAGAGGAAAAGAAUAAAUGCAGUCGUUUGUUAUUUGAGGAGGGAAGUGGUCUGCGUUUGGUUUCCAUGUGUUUGGUUUCCAUGUGGCACCUUUAGGCUCAAACCGCUAACCGCUAAUGACACAAACACAGAAUCUGCUGGGAGCGACAAAACCGACAAAACCGACACCAAAACCCACAGCAGGGAUACGACUUUAACACGCGGUCUGACAUGUUCGAGGGAUGAUGACGGAAAUGUCAGGUACUGAUGAUGAAAAUGUAAAAUAUCAAUAUGGGAAACAAAUAAUCAAACUGUAACAUCCUGUGGAUCCUCAGGCCACUUCCUGUUUAUUCCUUUAACUGUUUUAACUCAAUUCAAUAAUUUACAAUCUCAGGACAACAGAUUAAAAUUAGCAUCUAUGCUCACGCCGCCAUAUUUACAUUGAUGCUUUUUCUGACAUGUUAAUUAAUGUGCAUUGUCCUAAUAAAAUAAAUAAAACAACCUAUGAGAAGUAUUUCAAAAUAAAGGCAUGUUUUACUAUACAUAAAAUAAAGUAACCAAACAGCGCUAAAAUAUAAAAAUAAAAGCACCCCUGAACAUGAAUGUGCUCUUAAUUUUUCUUUAACUAUUUCCAUUCAGUUCAAUAACCAACAAACUCCAGGAAGUAGCAUAUGGAUUAUUUCAAAAUAAAAGCAUGUUUUACUAUUCCUAAAACAAAAGUAACCAAACAGCAAUAAAAUAUCAAAAUAAAAGCGUCCCUGAAACUGUCAUAAGAGCUUGUGCCUGUUCCAUUCAGUUCAGUAACCUUCAAAUUCCAGGAAGUAGCAUUAUUUCAAAAUAAAAGCAUCUGAACAUUCUUUUAACUAUUUCCAUUUGGUUCCAUAACCUGCAAACUCUGUGAAGUAGCAUAUGCAUAAUUUCAAAAUAAAGGAUAUUUUAGAUUUACAGUAAAUACAUCCAAUUGAACGCAAAACAGUGAAACUAUCAAAAUAAAAGCAUCCCUAAAAAUCGAUUUUCAGAGGCACUAUCUGAGGAAGGUGACAGGUUAAAAAAACUCAACUUAGAAUAUAUAAUUAGACAAGACUGAUGACACAGAAGUGAGUCAGUUAGGUAAUAAAAUUUAUGAAGUCCAGUAUCACUCUGUCCUUUUCUUGCCUUUCCUAAUUUGACGAAUUGUUUUAUUUUUUUGCAAGUUUCCCGUAAAUAUUAAACUAAAAACAUUAUUGUCGUGUGGGUAAUAAUUAGGGGAAUAUACUGUUAAAUAAAGCAGGUGUAAGACAGUUACCCUGUUAUUUCAUAAGAACUUCCUGUCGUAGCUUCACAGAGACAAACACCCGUUUGUCUUCGCUCCUCCUCCCUCAUUAGAUCCUUAAAUAAACGCCGUCGAGCCACUUUUCCAACUCUCGUAAAAUCUACAGAUGAAACUGUAGCCAGAAAAAAACAAAAAUCGACAUCCUCAAUCCUGUGACGUCCCUUCCCAUCUGGCUCAUCCAGUUGCGAAGGCAUUGACAAAAAUAUGAAAUUGAUUUGGUUGAAUGGUGUUAAAGAGCCGACAGGAGAAUGUCACAAACAAUGAAUGGUCACAGCUUGGAGGAAAAUCAAUGGCAGAGGUUGAAGCCAGUCUGGAGUGCUACUUGGCAGCGUUACACUCUUCCUGGAAAAGAGCUGUCUUCUUCUGGCCGUGGUUGUCUGAUCAAAAGGAGGACUUGAUGGGUUUAAUGAAGGGGGCUGCGAUAAAACUGACAAGAGAAAUAUAGACAUUGUGGGAAAGAUUGUUUGACUUCAGCGUAGGUGGCAGCUAUAAGCACUGUCUGAAAUUCAUUUUUUGAUUCGCUUCAGUGGGAUGACUUUCUCCAUGCAUUGUUCAUGCAUGUGUGCAGGAUUUCAAACAUUGGAGCCUCUCAGCUGACCCACAAAAGCCUACAUGUGUUUAAAGCCAGAGUGAACCGUUUUGGUUUUUGAUGUAAAAGUCAGAUUGCUCUGUAAAAAAAGAUGACAGACAUGUUUGUAUUUUACACAAUUCUCGUUAAUUUUAGAGCGCGGAUCGUGAUCCUUGGAAGGAGGAAAAAAUAAAUUGGCAGAGUGUCUUUCAAGUGGACAAAGUGAAGAAAAUCCCCCCUACUUUGUUGGGAUUGCAGUUGUAAGCUUUGCACCAUAUGCUACUUUCCUCUUUAGCUGGGAUUAUGCCAUCAUUAUUGCUGAUAAAAGCUGUUUACUGCCUUGGCUCCAAAUCGAUGCUCGGGGCGCUCUGAAACUGGCAUUCCCUCUCCAGAAGAGUUCAUUCCAUGCCAGCUGCUCAGGAUUCAACCCCCUUUGUUUAAGAUUUCACACUUUUUGUAAUGUUUAUUUUCUAUUUAGAUUUACCCCCCUUUUCUGGCACAUGAGGCUCUCCCUUCCAUUAACAUAUGUUUACAACAAUUUGACAUUUACAUUUGAUGAGCUUAAAGCAGAUUGGAGGUGUCUCCGACGUGGUUAUACAACAACGCGGUUGGAGUCGCAGAGCUGGUUAACACAGCGGAGAGUGGAAAAUACAAAUGAUAGAGGCGGCUUACCGCAGAUGUUUUCAGUAUCAAAAUGCAACUGUGGCGCUGAAAAGGCGAGCAACAUCCAGCGCCGCCUUCUCACAGUGUUACCAAUCAAUGCUAUAAUCAGUCAAUGCAGAUUCAGCCCGACAGCUGUGUUAAGAUAACAACUGGUUCUCAUGACUGUAGCGGUCCCGGUGACCUUGUGCGCCUCAAAUUAAUAAUGUAAAAUCAACACAAGACAACCACCCCCCUGGUUCCCAUGCAGACAAUGAUGAACUACCUUUUCGCCUUGGCAUCAAAGGCCACUCAGACGAAGUCAUGUUUCACGGCGUACACCGUAAUGUCACGUUUCCCCCGUAGCCUCCCCACCCCCAUCCCCGCCACCUCCUCCUGCUUCCUCUUUUUUUUUUUUUUCAACUUAGCCUCCAUGUCCCUUAAAUAAUGUCUCUCACUCUUCCUCUACAGCUCCCCCAGUACCCAGGGAAAUCACACUGAUCAAUAUUUCCCAUUUUAGAGGAACUGCAGCAAACAUUCACACAGGAUUUACUGUAGCUCUCUGUAAGGCUUUAAUCAAGCUAUAAUUUAGCUCCGACAAACAAAAGGUGCAGACGGAAAUCAACGAAAUCUAGACAUCUCAUUUGACUCAUCUAUCUAUCUAUCUAUCUAUCUAUCUAUCUAUCUAUCUAUCUAUCUAUCUUCACUUGCUUAUUUUCAGAAACUGUGUGUUGGUGUUCAUGCACCAGCACAUGUGCUUGCAUGCAUUCAUAAUGUCUUCACAGGGCAUAAAUCAGAACAUGCUAUCUCAGUACUUCUUUAUAUUGGUCAAGGGCCAUUGAGCAAAACAGCUUAAUGCGCCCUUAACCAUUUCAGUCGUGGCAGGAAGUGAAAAGACUGCUGACUCGCUGACACCGGGGCUGAUACAGAGUCUGCAGACGGUUAUUUUACUAAAAAACAAACAUGAUGUCGGAGGAAGUGGCUGAAAACGUCUGAUAGAGGGAAUGAAAAUAAGAGAAUUCAGUUUUUUUAAGUUACUGGUUGUUUGGUUUGUUUUCUAAGCUUGAAGUAAAUAUGCUGUUAAAAAAAAAGCAACAUGCGUCUGAAGCUUGUUAGCUGUUUUUAGCAUGUUAGCCGCGCCAGUUGCCAAACUGUGUUAUUGUUAGUAAGCUAACAAUUUUAGUGACCGAGUAACUUAAUAAGCUAGCUGUGUUAGCACGCCAUGUGUUUUUUUUUGGACAGUUUGUUGAGUGAGACGGUUAUUUUAGCAAACAUGCUGUUUUAGCUAACAAACAAACAAGCCGGGUAUUGAUACCAAGCUAGCUGUGUUAGCACGCCAUGUGUUUUAUUAGACAGUUUGGGUAACACUUUACAACAAUCAUCAUUUAUAAAUGGUAAAUUGAUAGUUUAUUAAUGUAAGUUAAUAGUUUCUUUACCGUUAACAAGCAAUGAAAUUAUGAUGAAUAAUUUUCAUUCAUUAUUAAUAGACUAUUUAUUGAAGGUUUAUAUUGGGUUUAAAUAUCGGUUGUAAAACAUGUAGAUUAAAAUGUGUCAGUAACACUUUGUAAAUGUUUAAUAUCUGGUUAAUAAACCAUUUAUAAAAAUUAGUUAUUGUAAAGUUAGGGUUAGGUUUUUAAAAUUGUAAAAUUUACAAUUUAUUAAUGGUCUAUAUGCUGUUUAUAAAUGAUGGUUAAACAUGAAGAAACUAUCUGCUUACAUUUAUAAGUUAUGGUUAUUGUAAAGUGUUAGUUAAGUGUGAAACGGAUAUUUUAGCAAACAUGAGUUUUUUUUGGCGAUUUUUGUCUUUAUUGACAGGACAGGGUGAAGUGUGGGGAGAUAACGAGAGAAAGGGGGGGACAUGCUGCACAUGCUCGGGGCUGGACUCAACCCACGAUCGCUGCGGGGUCCGUGGUCACCAAACAUGGGGGGCGCUAAUCCGCUCAGUCAUCUGUGCGCCCCGCAGAUGUGCUGUUUUCACUAACAAACAAACCGCGCGUUGUUACCAAGCUAGAUGUUUUACUUCUCAAUAAAUCAUGAUAGCUGUGUGAUCAACUGAAGGUAUUGAUAGUUAUUUUAUUGAUUCAGCUGCUGUGAUUAAAUCGACUUUAAACUUCUUUAGUGUAGCUUUAAACUGUGAUGAUGUCAGAGACAGCCCCACCUUCAUUAACCAAUCAUCAUACGAGUCCUGAUCAGAUUAAAAUGCUGAAACUGUCUUGGGUCCUCACUGAUAACUAAAGUUCUGAUCCGGUCUGGCAGCGCCCGGGUUUGGCGGUCUGAUUUUCCCGUCAUACCUCUGGGGUAUUGUGUUUCAGCUUCUCGUUCAUGCGUGACUGUCGACACACGAACCCGAGCUUAAACCCUAUCAGGGGAGCGCGUCCCAAAGGUUUUGGACUGUGUGAAUCUGAGGCUGAUCCAUAAUGAACAGACACUGAUUUAUAUUCACUGUACAGAGACGAAGAUGACCUGCUGCUGCUGCUGCGUGUUUUUGUCGGUGUCAGGUGUGAAUCCCGAUCAAAGACCCUCCUAUUUGCCUAACCUGUGAUUUGCCGUGAACUCGAUGACAACUGCAUGACCCGGGCGCACACUGCCGUCGACUGUUCUCCAUGGCAGGUGGUGACGGAGCAUGUGUGGUCCCCAUCACAGGUGUGUGCAAUUAGCCUGACAGCUAGUCCUGGAUAGCUGUGAAAUAAGACCCUCAACUGUUUAUGUGACUCUGAGAGGGUGUCGAGGUGCUAGCUUUGGUUUCCAGCGAGUCUAAACUGUUGUACCUGGAACAGAUCUUUUAAUGAAGGCGGUGGCGGCGGCGUUGUUGUAUGAUGAAAUACAGUAGAGAGCGAGCGUGGGUUGUUGCAGUCAGCUCGGAGAAUCUGUGUGUCAUUUAUUCAGCCUUCUGUAAUGGGGAAUGGACUUGGAAGAGGAGAGAGGGUAAUGUAUUGGAAAAUAUCCCUUUCAGCACCUCAGCAUUACUUGUCAUAGGUCAGGCUUAAAACGUAGCUUGAUACAGUUAUUAACUCUAAUCCGGGCAUAAACACAAAUCCUCAAGCACCAGCCCAAUUAAUAAUUUGCAUAAUUAACAUGCAUUUUAAAUAGAGGCUGCUCUUGUCGUUGCCAAAGCGGGGAUGGGGGUAAUUAGGGCUAACGGAGCAGCGCCUAGGGCCCUCGCCCGCAGACGUGCCGCAGUCGUUUCCAGCCAAAGGGAUUGACAACUGCAAGACAAGCUCUCCCGGCUUAGAGCGAAACCCCCUUUGACAGAAUUAAUAGUUGACAAACUGCUCCUAAAGCCCCGGCAUUGUUUCUGUCAGUUGUUUGGUUUGAUGUCACUGUUAGACAUUAUAAAUCAAUAGUGUCAGGAUUUAGUAAUGUUUAUCGCCAUCCAUGCUUUAUUAUUUCAUGUGACUGUCAUGGACAAAUAGUAUUUAUCAGAGCUGUCUAUAAAUUACUGCAGACAGACUGUUGUUGGUUUACCCAAACCCUCUCUGCUCUUACAGCGUCUCCCUCCAUAUUUACAGUUAUUUGUUUUCUCAGCCGUAGGCCCCGCAUUAACCCUCUGCUUUCCCGCUCUCCUCCGAGACUUAGCGUGGCUCCAUCGCCGCGCCUUCGUCGACACAUUAACACAUCAAAAACAGCUGAUCAAAGUGCGUUCAGAAACAGCUUGUCGCAUCUGUUUUGAGAGGAGAUUUGAUUCCAGUUUGUUUACCGAAGGUCUUAAAGUCCGAUCGACAAAACGGACACGCAGAGGCUUUUAUAUAUUUUUGCCGUUUGAACUCUCUCGGUAACAUAAUGAGUUUUUAUCAGAGGUUAGUCACUAAAUAAAUCACAGAUUUAUGAUCCUUUUAUUCAGCCGGCCGGCUCUCACUCCAACAGAAUGGUCUUAACCUUUGCAUCGGUGCCACACUCAUCAAAAACAAUUAGAAUCAUCCGUUUUAAUGAGAUGAUUGAUGACUCGGCUUUCACAACAGAGAGAGCGCCGUGAUGGAUGCUAUCAGGUAACAUUACUUACAUUAACACAUGGAUUUGUCUUGUUUACAUUGUCCAUCAUAAUGAAUAGGGAACAAUGAGCCGCUGGUGAGAAAUGCGCACAGCUUCAGUCAGGUGUCGUGAUGAUCUCCCGCUCAGUUUCUUCUAUUUUAACAUUAAUAACUGUUGCAGAGACUCGGGUUAACUUCGUCUAAAGUGUCGUCUACAUAUUUCCAAAAGCUGAGAAAGGAUCCGAACAGAGAAAAGAGAGGGUAAGCCUGGCUGAGGCGGUGAUAUUGAUCAGCUGUGCCAUGGAUUAUAAGGUCCACUUUCAGCAGGGAGGUCAUUAGUUACUCCUGUGUGCUAAUUCAUCCCCGGGUUGAGGCGUAUCCGUUAGAAUGCUAAUUCACUACUAUGAUCUGACAGCUGGGGUAAAGAAAGGGCCAAGCAGUCUGCCGCAGAGAGAGGAGAGGAGAGGAGGAAGAGGAGAGGAGGGGGCUGCAGAGGCCUGCCAGUCUGCUCCUGUGUUUUGGUAAAGACCAGGACUUCUGUACUCGGGAUACAGCACCGAAAAAAAGAAGAAGAAGAGGGGUGCAGAUCUGACCCCUGCUGUCUCUGCCCCCCAGCUCUAAUGAUGUAAAAGAAAGAUGACAUUUGGUGUCCACAUUUAACUUGCAUUUUCAGUCCACUUGAGAGGUCCAGUAUGCGUGACCUACCUUGAUUAAGCCCGGGGCUUCCCAGGACCACCGUACCCUUUAGACUGAAACAAAAAGUGGGAGCUCGCAGGAGAAAGCUGAGCCUGUAUAAUUGGGCCAAGUAGAGCUGCGGGAGGCAGCCAGUCUCCGCUUUGCCUUUUGUAUAUUCAUGACCCCCUCCACUUGAUUGAUGGAAGGAUAGCAUUUGGUGACACUGUCAUUUGCAAGUUGAAAAGGUAGUGCAGUGGCUGGAGCGGCGCUGUGGCUGUGCCUUCGAAGGGGCAUGGAGAGGAGGCUCAUUUCUAUGCUGAUGAUAUCCAGCCCCCUCUCAUUUUCUUUGUCUCCGUCAGAAGGACAUCUGCUGACAACACAGAGUUUAAAAGGAGCCGAGAGGAGAAGGAAACGAGAGGAGGAGAGGGAACAUGUAUAUAUCCCUGUGUUUGCAUGUGAAAAAGCACACGACUGAAGCAUGAUGGGAAUAAUCUACAGUCCGGUUUGUUUUUUCAGAUCUGUGUGAUAUUUCAGGAGCAAAUUAAGACAAACGGUUAUAAACAGGUUUUAGUUUCAGGAUGGGAGGACUCAGAUCAGCUGGUUUGGGAUGUUUGUGUUCAUUUAGAAACCAAAGAGUUGAACCACUUCAAUCAUAUCUGAUUGUUAUUUCUUUACCUGAAUAUGUGACUCUGCUAGUUAUACUAAAUCAAGACUGUUACUCCUCUCAGUGAACAGACAAGCGUUAGUUUAAAGCUCCAGUAAGGAACUUUUGUUCAUGUUGACUUUAGCCGUUAUGAUGUUUUUGUCCUUCACUUCUACACUUUUCUCUUAAACAGUUAAUUGUAUUUAUCAUUCAGAGAUCUAGACUGGAAAAAUGAAGAAGCAGCACAUCAUCGUACUGAACUUGAACCGGUAACUGUUGAAGAUUUGAGAUGUUUUUAUUUUGGAUGGAGAAAAGAUGACGGCGCCAUCAACCUCAUGAGAUUAUUUUAAAAUGACAAUAAUUAGUCUGAUUAAACAGCCGGUAGAUCAGCUGAUGUUUCUGUAACUACAAAAAAUCAACGUACCACAAAGUCAAAGAAGGGAGUAGAGCUGGACAAUAAACUGAAAAUUUACAGAUACUGAAAUUUACCACAAUAACCGACGUCAUUUUGCCCAUAUGAGGAUAUUUGGUGACAAUAAAUAAAUAAAUAAAGUUGUUUUUGGAUGUUUUAAGGUAGGCUAACAAAGAGGUAAAGACAGGUGAGGAGAUGGAGGACGGUUCAGAAGUUGGAGCGGCUGAAGUAAACGAAGUUAAUGUGGGAGGGGGUGAGCAGCUUGUGGAGUAGUUAUCGUCUGUUUAUCGUUAUGGAGGUGAACUGAUCAAUAUAUCCUGAUAUUGAUCUGAGGCCGUAUCGCUCAGCCCUAGAGUAAAGUUUUCUUUAGUUUGUGGUUUUCAAAUAAAACAUGAAGUUUUCUCGUCUCUUUAAACUCUCAGUUUCCUACAUGAUCUAACAAUAGUGUUUCGUCCACUUCACUAAAGUACCUGAAGUUCCCACAUUCAGGGACUAAUGCUGCACUUUGAACGUCUUUAUGUUGGUAAUUUGUUGGAUCAGAAAUAACCCUGUUUGAAGAAGGUCCCUGAGAUCUGAUCAGAACCACAUAAUCUGUCCUCAUUUAGUCCAGAAUGGAAACAACUCUGACAACCCCGUCUGGAAAUAGUAUCUGUGACAUUUGACAUCCAACGGUUAAUGAGACUUUCAACGCCGCACCACACAGCAGAGAUGUCUUAAGCUGUCCAAAUAUUAUCCGAGCUGCACUCGGCCGCUCUGGAUGUGUAAAGAAGGACGGAGAAAUAUCCGUCUCCUGGAGACACUCCUGAGCACUACAACCCACACUUAUCAGAGCCACAAUUUAUAGCCGUGGUGUGAAGUGUUCGCCCGCAACUCCCAUCUUUGUAUUUACACCAAUUAGCACAUAAACUCUAAUUACCGAGAUCAAGGCAGCCGGGAGUCCAUAAAUGCAAAGCGACACGGAGAACCGAGUCAGCUGACAGCGAGGGAAGGUGACAAUAAAUAGGGAAGUAUCAAUUAAGCGCCAAUGACGCGAUGAUGCAUGUGUGUGUGCAGGGAGGUGUCACACGCGGGGAGGUGGGAGUGUGAAAUGCGUGGGGGCAGCGGGGUCCACGGAAAGUUGCACCGGCUGUGGGGUCUUGUAACUCACGAGCUGACAUGCGGCGCGCUGACACGUCGACUGUGCAACACGUUUCAGCAUUAACACCACACAACAAUCAGGCAAUUCUCCUGUGUCUGGGUGAAAAGGAGCAUUUAUCACAGCGCUAAGGUAACAAUUAACACAUGCUAAUUUAAGAGGCACGUCGCUAAAGGCAAAAGGUAUUCAAAGUUGGUCCAAAAUAAGCAGAAAUGAACACGUCGGAGGGGUUGGAGGACAGCUUUGACAGUUUAAACUUUAAUUAUAAGGAGUGGAAACUCGCUCGCUCGCAGCUGGAGAAACCAGAGGCUCCUCCUCAUCAUGACUCAAAAAAGGAUCAGCGAGCCGCCGCCGCCGCACACGAGCUCAGGUUAAUCCCAAUAAAUUGAACUUGAUCAAAGACUAUAGCUGUAAAAAAGUAUGGCUCCUCACAUUAAUCUAACAAACACAUAAAACAGGACGGGCUCAGCUCGAUAAAUUUAACUCUGGCUGCAAUAAUGCUGAUCAGGAGGAAUUCGUUGGCUCAGGCCGCCGCCGCCGCCGCUGCCUCCUCCAGUCUGAAGUCUUGUUAUCCUCUUGUCUUGAUGUGGAAUGGUGUUAUCUGUUCCCCUCUCCUUGUGCAGCAGGGUUGUUUUUUUUUUUUAGCAGGAUGGCCCAGUGAUGGAUUUGCAAAGAGGCUGUUUACAAGAGAGUGUGGAGCAUUAAAGAGCUGCCAGAAGGCCCAUUUACAUAAAUGUUUAAAUCAGACACACAGACUUAUGCGCCCAAAAUGAAGAUGUUUCCUGCAUUAAUCUGCCAACGCCAACAAUUAGUCCCCUCCCCUCCCAAACACCUCUCACUCAGUGACCAGUGUUUAUGGGGGAGCUAACCCAGAGGAGCAGAUAUGUGGUCUCUGCUGAGGCGGCUCCAGGACUCACAGAUCCAUCCUGGGUCCUCAGACCUGGUUUGACCCAGCAGACAGUUUACUUCUUCUUUUUCUCUCUAUCAACACACGGCUCCACCGCUGAUUUACAGCCUUGUAAAAACAUCUCCUCCCUCUGCAUGCAGGCCCCCUGCAGAUUUACAUUGUGGUUGUUAUUAUGACUUUAUGAUACAAGUUUCCCUCCGAAACGUCUGGGAAUCAAACCGGCAGGAGUAAAUAUUUGUCUGUGUGAUCCUGUUCCCAUCAGAAGCAGGAAGAGCUCAAACACAGAAACGGCGGCGAUGGUUUCGCUCUUUGAUGAGAUAAAAGCUCGCUCGGGGACAUAUUCUGUCUUAACCCCAUAUCUAUAUUUCACGCUUAAGUGGACGAUCAAAAGACACUUUAGAAAUACGGCGCAUGUGCAGAGGUUUUACGACGAAUAUCAGACACCAUCGUUUGUUUUUGGUUUCGUUUAGCCGGAUUAUUCUGAUCUUCUCCAUGAUCUUGUUUUUCAAAACUUUCCUCCGUCAACAUUUCUCUCUGUCUGCUUCCUCGUUUCUCGUCGAAGCGCUCCUGGAAGCGACUGAGUGUUUCUGAGAGGAAUAAAGCAUGCGGAUUGAUUCCUCCAUCACCUGGAUAGGCUGUUGAUUUUGGGGAGAGUUAUCGCUGUUUUCCUAAGUGUGGCGUGGAGAUUUGCUGGAGGGCUGAGUGAUCGAUUCAGCCGCCUGGAGCAUCCUAGUGUGUUUAUACAUGGCUUGUAUGGCAGCUUUCAUAAGACAUUUACCCCAUGAUUUGCGAUGAGCUUAUGUGUGAAUAAUUAAUGGCAAUUAAUCCUUAAUUACAGUAAUUAGGCAAGUCACAGGAAAUUAGGCUGCAGCUGGAGAAGCCCGUGCCGAGGAAGGGAGGACUGGGGCUGAGAGAACGUGCCAUUUAGUGACAGCGGCGGUGGCGGCGCCGUGCUACGGUGAUUGUGAGGCAGGCCUGCACCGGUGCGCUCGCUUGCCAGGAGAGAUAAGAGCGCGGGGAAGACACAGAUGCUGCUGACCGGAGAGGGUUUCUGAGCCGGAGCGAUCACGGGCUCCCACAGCCAAUAAAACCCGCCUAUAAAAGCCCCCCCAGCGCGGUGACCUCUGACCUUUAAACCACCCGAAUUUGGUCGUUUCACUAAGAAGUUGUGACUGAUAAGCUAACGGUAAUUGGUUACACAUGGAGCUAGAUUUUCCUCUUAUUGGCCCCCCCACCCUGAGGCGGCGCACUUAAAGAGCCGAUGUGCUUUUAACUCCGACUUUAUGAAUCUGCGGCGGCGGCGGCUCUGAAGAGGAGAAGAAGAAGAAGACGGUCGGAGAAAUAUUUAUUUGCACCUCUAAUAAAACAAUUAGGUCUGCGUGGACUCGGUGAAGGAGAGUACAGCGGGCCGAGUUGUUUGCUGGCUGAGUUCAUUGUUUGGUAAUGGACAGAGAGACGAUCUGUUCUGAGCAGAAGAAUGGGGACGAGGCUCUCUGUGUGUCUGGCUCCCAACUCAUUUGUGCUUUUCCAUGCUUGCCUUGAUGAAUUUCCGCUUCUUUCUGCUCCUGUUGCUUUCAAUUACACUCUUAUUCACAAUCCUAAUUGAUAUGCCAGUCUCAGCAGAUGAACCGUGGACUUUUUACAGUCCAUUUUUCUAUUCUUAGACCGACGUGACAAAACCCUCCAGACGACGCAGAUCACAGAUGUGGAUUUGAAGACUCCUUUGUUGUCCUCGUACCUACGUUCAAACCGGACUGUUUUCACGCCGCGGUGUUCUCGGACACUCGGCGGGCCGCUCCCACAGCCGUCACCGACUUUUCCUUUUUUCCCUCACAGAAGGACUUUUAAGCUAACAGGGAAUGUAAGUGAGUUGAGGAGGCAUCCAACUGUGAUAUUACAUUAACCCAUAGUGCUUGGCCAUGUCUGUCAGUGAGUGCAGAAUAAAGAGAACAUGCUCUGCUCUACUCUUUAGCCUUCACAAGUGCUAUUAGAAAUAAUGAGGAUUUAUAGGAAGAUAAAAGACGCCGCUCUCUCCUUCCUCGCAGCUGAAUUUCUGAACAGGCGGUUAUAUUCCAGUAUGCAAAGCUAAAUAAAACUCACUGCUGGAGUAAUCAGAUUAGUGUUUGCAUUCUAUUAAAUAUUGCAUUGCCUCUUAUUAUUAGACUCAAUAACGAGCCGCUGCAGAUAUGUUCAAGAGCAGAUAUUGCUUUGGCUGUGAUACGCACUCAUGUAAUAAAAGCUUUUAAUCAGAGCUCAGUGAGCAUGUUAUGUUGCUGCGACAUCCAAUCAGCUCUCAGUUUCUGCUCCGUGUCGAACACGAGGGAGGAGGAGUGCGGGGUAACAGUACCUGAGCAGCAGCAGCGGCGGCGGCGGCGGCGAGGAGGCUCACGCGCGCAGAUGCUGCUGCUAACAGUGACAAGGUCAGCAUGUUCUACACAUAGAUUCCUCACUAUAAGUAAUAUAAAUGAGCUUGUGUUAGCCGUAAACUCACAGCGUGUUGCCUGUAAGCUAAAGGGUAACAGCGCUACAGAAACGCGGGUCCGAGGGACCGCAGCAUGAAGGAUGGACACACCUGGAGGAGCAUCUCCUGGGUGGAGAAACUUCUUUCUUCUUCCUCUAGGAAAACUUUGGGAUAUAGAUCUAGAGAUGUGUAGCAGCUGCAGCAGCUGCAGCAGAGUUGUUGGUGUUGUUAGGGGCAUUCUUGUAUCUACACUGGUGUUUACUCACAUUGGCAAUUAAUUAUUAAUGCGGAAGCAGUGAGAGGUUACAGCGAUAUGGCGCUCCGGCUUUCCAAGCACACUGUCUGUAUAUGAAGAGUCGACACAGUGAGAGCUUCAAAGCAGCCCUCUGAAAUGUUUCAGACUCUCAUGGAGAAAGCUUAUUACAGCUGAAAUGUUUUUCUAGGAGCCCCAGAUAUUCUUUGUGAAUGCUGGAAAAUAUGGGGUAUUUUUUUUGUUUGUGUAUAUCAAGAGACGUGUGAACAAAGAGGCAGUCAGCAUUUGCAGCUUACUUGGUGUGAGUGUUGCGGUUCACAAGCGAGAACUUGUUUGUGCAAAAAAAACUGUUUUCGCAAAAAAAAAAGUUGAUUUGAGACGCGGCGAAAACGUAGGAUUCAAUUUAGCAGAGGGAGUCUUUUCCUCCUAAUAGGAGUCAUCACAGAUGACGUGAGCACAGCGCCGGGCUAAUCAAUUUUUCCUUUUAAUUUCAGAGCGUCUGUGUCGGACUACAAACGCAGGCUUUGAGGGUUUUUAAUAAUGAGUCCAGAGAUAAACAUCAACGGGCAAUUUGCUCUUUUUCGGAGGCGUCUUUGUUGCCUGCAGAGCGCUCCUCAUGACACCUCUGUGGAUCCGCUAAUGGAGGAGGACCUGUAAGGCUAUCCCCUGGCCUUUGUCUGACCCCUUUGUGGAGCUGAAUUCUUCAGAUGUUUGCAGGAUCAAGUCACUUAAUCUGUAGCUCAGACUCGGGCCAGAAAAAAGGAGGAGAGGGAGGGAGGGAGGGAGGGAGGCAGACAAGCGCCUCACUCAGUCUGAGGGCAGAGCGUUCACUCGCAGGCUAAAGAACUGCAAAUGUCUGCCUGUUCGGUUAUGCACCAUUGUUUCAUAGCGAGCUGGAAACAGACAGAAAGAGUGCAGCAGGCGGUGCGUUUUAUUACCGUUAGACUUAGACAUUAGUGAAUAUGGCUCAUUAAAUGGCAUGGAGUGUUACCAUUUUACAUAAUUCCUCCUGUAUCCUUGUUGUAAAUGAAAGCCCGCUCCUGUCUCUGACUGCACUCCACUCACUCUGACUGCAGCCGUUACUGCUUUCCCAUCAUGCCCCGGUGCCCCCCCCCCCUGUUGAAAGCAGCUAUCUAUAAUUUCAGGUCGGUGUCACACGCAGAAAGAGUGCUCUACAGGCCUUAAUGGUUCGGCGUGGCUGAUGUGGAAAGGAUAUAGCGCAAAUCUGAAGAAAUAUUUGAGAAUUAGAAAAUGAUGUAUUCAGACGACGAGGGUGGGCUACAAAUAUAAAUUAUGGAUGUGGCAGGGCUCCCAAACAUAAGCUGGAAUUUGCCGCCGCACUUUUUGUUCUCAAUCACCUUGAUGAAACAAUCCUGAAGCGAUGGCUGCAUGAAUGAGACCACUGACAAGCUGAUUUUCCACCCCCGGCAUGAGGCUGCUUUCUCCACUUAAUGUUCUGCGAUAAAGUGUUGCACAGAAGUAAACCAGAAGAGCCUCCACUCCUGACACAUGUGACAGUAUUUGCAUCAAUUAUGCAGUCUGUGGCUGCGGCUGGGAGGGAGGGAGGGGAGGAGAUAGGGGAGAGAAAAGGGUUUGUGACAAGAUGCAGAGGCAGAAAUGAGGACUUCUCUUUAAAAUGCAUUCUUUAGAAAAAAAAAAAAAGGGAAAAAAUAACACUCAAGAUCAUUUACAUGAAAGCGGCUGCAGCAGCAGCAGCAGCAGCAGCAGCGGUGAACCUCCACAAAAGCAGCAGCAGCGGCGGCACAGUCUGCGGAGCGAUUUUGACACUAAAGACUUUGGCAAACAGAGUACAGUAGAAUAGAGUGUUCUUUGUCUCCUCUGAAUUCACUGUUUGCUGAAAAUCUACCCUGAAGAGAACCGGAGGAGACAGCGAAAUGAGGAGAGAGAGACGCGGUCGGAGCUGAGAGGGAGGCUGGAGUCCUUUACUGCUAAACUCCAGCAAAGGAGUCGGACAUAAACAGAGAGAGUAUAGAGCUGCAACAACUAGAUUCACAAAGACAAUUAAUGACCGACAACACUGCUGUCACUAAAGAGCGAACUGAAGGAGAGACAGAGAGAAGAGAAAGACGUCCUUUUUUAAAAUACAGAAAAGUUCAUAAAACAGACUCAAGAAUCAAAAGUGAAGGAAGAACAGAAAGAUACUCCAGACUUUACGGUAAUUUACUGUAAACGCUCUUAAAGCUUUCCUCCUCUGUUGGGAACAUUUUCAAAAAACCAAGUGUAAUAACUGUUUAAGAUAAAUAAUGAAAAGAUGUUUACACGAGGCUGAAGCCAAACACAGAGAGAACAGAGAAAUUUAACUUUUACAACAACAACCCUUAAAAAUGAGAGUGAGGACGGUUUUAAGGAUCUAAAGGUGAAGAGGUCGACCUGUGAUGCAAGGAGAAAAGGUUAUUUACUAAAACUGCUUUUGUAGAGUUCAUAUUUUAAUGAUUGAAAUUAAAUAAAAUGUUGUUAGCAAUGCAGAAAGAAAAGAGCAAUAGUAGAGGAAUAAUUUUACACUCUGCCAAAAGUUUAAAAAAAAAAUAAGAGUGACAUGAAGAAGAGGUUAAUAACAGUAAUGAUUAUGCUAAAGGACCCGAGUACAGAGAGAAAAGACACCCUGGCUCUUUUAGAUCUUACUAUAAGAACACUCGUUUGGAUUUAGUGACAAAAAUGAAAAAACAAACAUGAUUUUAAGGAAUAAUGGGAGUUUCAGAAAGGCAGAAAAAAACAUGUUCUCUACCAUAACUUCUCUGAGUUUCUGAUUUUACAUAUUUCACCUGUAAACAGUUUUUACAUUUAGACUGACAAACUCUCUCUAAGAUCAAAACUAAAGGAAGUUUUUAAAAGGCAGAAACUGCUGAACAAUCAUUCAUUCAUUUCAUUCUUCGCUUCUUUACGAUUUAGUAAAAUGAAAACAAUAAUCUCAAAAGACAAAAAAACUAAAAUGCAGAAAGAGACGAUAACCUGUGUCUUUCUGCUCCGAAUGUUUUUAUGAUUUCAUACUUUGCUCGACUAAAAUGUCAGAAAACAUCGUCUAAAAAUCCAAAAAGGAGGAAGAAAAGAGUUUACACUGACUAUCUGGGGUCGUAUGUGAAGGUUUGGAAAAAGAGGAGUGAGCCAAACAUCCUCAGCAAACAUCAACCAGGCCGUGGUUAUCGUGGUUAUCAUGGUUAUCAUGGUUACCGUGGUUAUCGUGGUUAUCAUGGUUACCGUGGUUAUCGUGUGCACCUGCACAGGCAGAGACAGAUCUCAGUAACUUUUAAAAACCGUGUCCCAGUUUCAACAGACUCCUGCGCAGCAUUUUAUGUCACUGUGUCCAACCCUAUUUCCCAUCCUAGUUAAGUACACUUUACAAAUCUGCUGUGCCAUGGUUUCUAACCUCACACACACACACACACACACACACACACACACACACACACACACACACACACACACACACACACACACACACACACACACACACAGAGUCACAUCACUAGGCCUGUCACUGCCUUUUAUCCAUCGUCAACCUUCAGCUGUGUGCUUUAUCCGGAGUGACACUAUAGCAAAGUGCUUGACUGCUUUUUGCCAACAGACUGCAACACUUUAACUGUACUUAGUCAUGCAUCAUUAUGGCAGAGUCAGAGCGGCGGUGUGUGUCUGGGAACGCCUGCAGAUGGUGGAGGCUGAACCGUUCGGAGGAGAGGAAGCCUCAGUGACAAUGAUGCUUAUUGCAUGAGUAAGUGUGUACGGACACACCGACCGCAGUCAGAGGAAAACAGGAAGAAGAAGAGGCGCUGCUGCGGCGGCUAAUUCAACAGGCUGAUGAUUGUGAGAUAUCUGGUGUAUGAAAUCUACAUGCAGGUCUUUGUUAGGAGGAUUCUUUCAUGUGCGUAUUGAUCAGUCAUUGUUUACUCCAAUCGAUGCCGACUUUGUCAAACCCUCCCUCCUCUCUUCCUCGCUCUCUUCCUCCUCGUAGAGAUUUAACCCUCUUCUUCUUCUUCUUCUUUGCAUCACAUCUCGCCGCUUUGUUCUCCUCUUCAAACCUUCCUCCAGCUCAAAAUGUGAUAGCAUUACUGUCACUUGUCACUUUCUCUUUAUUUCAACACAUGACAAAGCUUUUACAUUCGGUAUUCUGCUCCACGCACGGGUGUCUCCAACAGAUCUCUCCCCGGCUAUUGAAAGAUAAAUGUUAACUUCAUUCAUCGGAAACCUCAUUCAAGGUUCAUUCAGAGCCGACUUCUUUCUUCUUUAAGGGAAAUGAAGAAACCAUUAGCGAAAUAUUCACUCACACGGAGAAAGAGAAUCUUAUCUUUAUUCCGCAUGACCAUGCAGAGCCAUAUUCCUUUUGACAUCAUUAUGUAAAACCAAUUUCUCUUUCAUAUCAUUUCCGCUGUGCUGCAUUACCACAUCUAUACACUCACUGUUCUUUAUUACAAAGUAGGUGGCCUGGAGGAAAAUAUAUGCAUUCAUUCCCUAUGGCAUAAAAUAUGCAUAUAGGUGCCUCAUUUCAUCUCCAAUCUGUGUUAUUCCUUUAAAAAUUCAGCGCUGCCAGCAGUCCCUCUCUUUAAUAUUUAAUCUGACAACUUUUUAAUCUGUCUUUAUGUGAUGAUGAAGUAAUCGUCAGCUGUCAGCCCCCUGAUUGAAUCAUACAAAGGGACUGAAGUGACUGCUAGGUUGUAGGCUUUUUCGCUAUUUGUUUUGCCUGAGCCGUCCGUGAGGCUGCAGGGUAAGAAUAUAUUCUUUCACACACUAAUUUAUCUUCCAUCUUUAUUCAUCUUUCCUCCCAGGCCCCCCACACAAAGCACAACCAUGUAUAACACUCAUACAUCAUUCAUACUUUGUUUACCCGCUUUUAUUUUGAAGGGGAUCAAAAUACCAGAGCGCUGUUGGUGUACGGUUUCAAAGAAAGGGAAUCUCAUUCUGCAUCUCCGCCACUUUUAAAGCCGCUCGCUCAUUAGCAUGUGAUGAUAGUUAUUAUUCCCCGUUCGCUCCUGAUUUCUUAAAGCACAAGAAUAUUUAUCAGGCGGAUAAACAAUCAGCAGGAACCUCUUCAGAUUCUGCGAGUCUGGACCGAGCUUCAGAUGAGUGAUCCGCUCUGUGCUAUCUCCGCUACAGCAGAACCUCUGCUGGCCUCUCUGACAAUCUGGCCAUGUUGGGCCCCCACUGUGGAGCAGCAUGGCACUGGGAGUUGUGGUAGCCAGUCCCCCCAUAGCCCCAGGCUGCCUCUACCUUUGGUUUGCUACUCAAGGUUAAAGGAUCCCAGUUGGGUGUUUAACAGUCUGAACGGCUUUCCGCCUCCUUUUCCUGACACUAUCUGAGCGGACCUGGAGAUCGGCUCCUCUUCAGGGCCUGUUUUACAUCCACGCUGCAGCUCCUAGGUCACUCCUCCUGGCUGUAAGAUUUCUAUAGCAGACCUUUAAAUCCCCACACCGCUCUAAUGCUCUUAUAAAGUAGCAGGGGUAAGUGAUUUGAACCGUUUUACGGGGAGGAUCUGCUGUUUGCCGAACACGUGCAGCUUUUGCUGACAUUCAUUUUGAAGGCGCUCGCGACUCGGGGUAACAAUGCAGGAGGAAAAGUGCCUGCUGAGCUCUACAGUGAAUAUACCUCUGACCCAGCCUGAGGAGAGGGAGAUUUAUGAAAUCCACAUGUUUAAUACAUUUCAUUUUGUCCAAGGGAUUUGUAUUGCUUACCACAGUAUUUUAGGGCCUGAAACAUUCGCUGGAGUCACAGCUCAUAUUGUCUGAGGAGAAUAAACCCUGUCCGCCGUCUUCUGCCUGCCUGCUAGAGAUUUGUUUUAUAGCACCUCCCCUCCGCCUCGCACACGUCUCUCCACUAUUGCAUUUUGUUGUGCUGAGGUGUUAGGUAUACACACCCUUAAUCUUUCAUGCAUAAUCCCCCGAAAAUCCGGUACGUAAAUGAAAAAGAUAACCCUCAUAUCAGCGCGGUGACAGAACGGGAGAUAGCUGGGUAAUUUAAUAAAGGAUUGACGCUGGCCCUGCUCUGAUAUUGUGUGUGACCUCUGUGUAUUCAUUGUGAGGCGAGGAGCAGGUGAGAGGAAGAGGAACGCCGCCUCCUUUUUUUCUAAAAGUGCAACAUCUGCGGCGACAAACACGACGCACCAUAUGGAUUAAAGCGCAAGGAGGGGAGUCACUGAAAUAUUUGCUUUCCCAAAGUGUUGACACAGCGGGAGGAAAAAAAAAAAAAAAAGAGGAAGAAGCACGGCUGCACCUUCCCGCCGCUCUAAUCAGGUAGCAGUUAUCGCGCUCGAGUGUUUGCCUACAUAAUGGCGUUUCCAUUCGGUGUCAUCCGCUUCCUGUUUGCAGGCCGGGGCCGGACAGAUCCCAGUUUUUCACAGCGUUAGAAAAAAAAACGGAGGUCUUUAAACACACAGAGUCAUAAAUAGUCUGCUGGAGAGCCCUUGUUUUACAUCCAAAAGCACCUGAGUGUAUUAUUGACAGAUAUAGCUUGUGACGAGUGAUAGUCAGAAUGUAUGAGCGCCCAUUAUGCCGCCUGUCAGGCAGCGGUGCCAGACUGAAAAUAAGCAGUUCACCUCUGUUUUCAUUCAGCCGAGUGCAGCAGCAGCAGCAGCAGCUUCUCUCUGUAUUUAUUGACUUGUUUUACUAGCCUGAAACAGGGCGCUUUUAUACGGAGGUCUGCUCCGUCUUAAGACUCUCCAGACAUUUACAUUAUUCCUGACUGAGUUACACACACGUAUAAAGCAGCAGCACGUCUGCAGGCCGGCUUAGAUAUAUGCUCUUUGUCUCGCUCCGUCUUCUGACUGCACCGUUUUAGACCUUUUCUUCGAUAUUAAAGAUAAUUAUUUAACUUUGUAUGAAAACCAGAACUCACUCUUCUGUGUUUAAAAAAAACAUCUUUCCUGAUUCAGAUUUCACGAGGCUCUAAAAAAAUCAUCUUUCGCUGACUAAUCUGCACGACUGCAGCCGAAGAUAAUGAAUGCAACUCCCGAGUCAGAGCCGACCACGACGCUCUAAACCCCCCACCACCACCGCCGCCACCGCCACCGCCACCCGGCCUAAACCUCCAGCAGUAUUUAGAUGAUAUUUCAUUUUAGAAUAAACCUCUUUUCUCUCCCACUGUGAAGAUAUUGAACUCUUUCACACAGAUGUCAUCUUAACCAAAGCUUAUUAAAAAGAUGGACAUCAAAGUUGUGGGCGCCCAUUUAUCUUAGAGCGCUCUAAUUGGCCACCACAGGCAAGAGAACAACUAAGUCCAAAACAGGAGGCGUGGAGCGCUCGGGCUAAAGAAGAGGAUGUCUAAAGACCUCUCCGUGGAUUCGUUGCCAAUAAAUCCCCUGGAAUGAAAGCGGGGCUUUUCUGGGAGGGGAUGGAGUUUCACAAAUACAUUAUGAAACCUGAUACGCUGAAUUAAGCCAACACUUAUGGCCACGGGGUUCGCUUCCUUUGUUCGCCGCUACAUUGUCCCGCGCAUGACCUGAAACUCGAAUGUUUGCCUGACAUCCACCGUGAGGCGAUCCGCUGUGAAAAGGUCACACGGCGCAGCAGCCAUGAGUGAACUGAGAUUUCAUUUCGCUAACUCCACACAGCACGCCGCUUUGUUUUGUGGGGAGAGGCCGUUCGCCGCGAUGAAUGGAGCUGAUUCUUCAGCCAGAGUCGCCGCCACUCCAUCAAACGCCACGCACAGGCCCGAGGUGAAUAAUGCAUUAUGUUUUCCACUCAAGUGGGCAAUAAAAACACAAAAACAAAGUCAUUAAUUGCCCACAUACAGUAACCAAAUGCCAUCAAGAGCCCGUGCUCUCAUUAACCUGGCACCUAAUUAUCUGCCUCCAGUCUGAGUCCUGACAAGCCCCUCCGUCUGAACCCUCAGCUCGGUCGCGUUCUGUUGUGUCAGCACUCGCCGACCGCAGCCAAGGCGCCAUUAGGUACGGAGGAGACAAAAGCUUCUCGCUGCAAAGGUUCCCUCUGCACGCGCCGCCACAAUGUUCCUCCUGUUAAUGCCUUCCCUUCCAAUUAAAUCUGCGACUGUUAAUUAUUGUAAUUAUGAGAGCGAGCUCCCAGCUCUAACCCCUCCCUCGCCGCUGUGUGGAGACGCUACGGGAGCUGUUGUGGAGCCUCAGCGGCGCCUCGUCUCUGCUCCACUGAAGCCUUAGCGGGGGAUAGGAAGGCGGCCGGGGAUUUGGUGCACAUGACGGGGGUGACGUGAAGGAGAGAGCGCGGUUCAUCUUGGAUAACUGGGCGAGCGAGUCACAGCCAAUGGCGACGCCUCUGGUCCGACUCAUUAAAUGGUGUGUAAAGAACAUGCUGGGAAUAAUUAGCCUGAAAAACCUUUUUUUGGAGAAUCAUCUGAAGGUGAAAACAGAGACGAGGUUUAGGAGAUGAUGUUGGUGUUGCUCAGAGCGCUGCGGCGGUGUUUCUUCACUGCGGUCUCAGGGUCAUGUGACUUUCUUUGAGAGACACUCGCGAUGGAUCUGAAGUGAUGUGUUGAGUAUAAGGAGAGCUGAAAAAGAGUGGAUGGCAGGCCGGCUGCCUGUUAAGUCUCUGCGUGUCUCAACAUCCUCUUUGGCCUGCUUCUGUCACAAGCUGUUGUUUGGCCUGGACCUGAUCUGCCCAGCCACUCCUUAUUGCGCUGCACUCUGCAGACCUAACACUAACCUGCAACAUCAGGCGCAGCACGCCCGCACAGGCAGCACUCUCCUUCAGGUGCGUGCAAACCUCCGACACUCUGGAGGUGGAUGUGUUGGUUUUUUUUUGUGUGUGAGCUUUAUCAGUCCUCACCCAGAGAUGUUUUGGAGAAUCAGCACGUCAAGCGCAGACUUAUUCCGCUCUCGUAACCUCACUUGCCUCAUAGCAGAGUCCUUACACGCUAGCACGGCUAGCAAAGAAUCCCGGCUCUCCGGUUUGGAGCUGAAUUCUCUUCUCUAAAAGACACUGAAGGAAAGAGCAGCUCCUUCUGCUCCAGGCAAUGCAGCCUUUUCGUGGAUACACUGCAAAAUCUAAAUGAUGGACUGUCAACUCUCUUGCAGAAAUGCCACUGCAAAGAAUAAUCUCUCUGGCAGUGGAUCAUGGUUGGCUGUAUGCUACCAAUGCCGUUUCUUUGUUUAUGCGAGCGUGUAGCCUUCACACACACGCACACAUGCAGACACGAGCGUAUGCACACACACACACAUACACAGGCACAGAGGAGCAUGCAAAUCCAGAGCGCACACACAAAGUGCUUCAAGCCCAAAUCCUUUCUUUGGGAGCAUAUAGCAGUGAAAUAUAUGGGAUUAAUAACCUGAAUAGCAUUAUUUUUUCACCUCUAGCCUUUAAAAUAAUGCAUGCUUGGCUCGGUAUAUCUGGAUGAAGUUUUUUCGCCCGUGUGUUUGCAUGGUUAUCGGUGUGUACAAGACCUGCUGUGUGACCUGGUUUCAUGCAAUCUCCAUCUUCUAAUUAGGAGGCUGCAGAAAGGCUGGAACGAGAGGAGGAGUGAUUAGUUGCCUUUGGGUAUUUCAUAAGUGGCUUUCAGUGCCACAUUUGCAUUAUUUGCUUGGGGUCUGAAUAACAAAUCAGCCUACCUUUGCAGCAAAUUGAGGCUAGCAGCUAGACCAUCAAUACAUGAAAUAUAAAAUGAAAGUGAAGAAAAGGAAUAAGCUAAACACGCUAACACAAUACAGAGGGAUGAAAUGAAAUAUAGGAACACAAACCACAAUAACCGUCUGAGCCGGUCUGAGCGCAGAGUCGACCUACAGCGCAGACGCUUCAAUAUUUAAAGACUCUCAUUUUCAUUUACGGUCGUGUUUCACUCGUGACAUCAGACUCGCCAAAACACGACUCUCUCAGCGACCAGCGGAGCGUCUGAACCGUGUGAGUCUGAACGCCGCAGCCCCGUGCUGUAUGAGUCCUGUAGGGUCAGUCAGUGUGCUGAUCUGUAGCGGAGGUCCUGUCCACUCAUUUGGCCGGUCUCCCCCGACCGCUGCGUGCGGCCGCCACCGCCAGGCCUGGUCAGCCAUCACUGCACCACUUGGCCGUUUGCCCACACUGAGUCUUAGAGGGCAGGAGACAAAGCGGGCUCUGACUAGUCCACAUACAAACACACACACACACACACAUGAUCACAGCGAGUGACAGUGGCCCUUGUUUACCCGGUCCCCCCGCCCCCCCCCCUCCAGUCUGUCAUGUUGUGUGUCACUUCCCACAAAUGUCAGCGCCACCAUGGGACAGUGAUUAAUUUUGGUGUGCUUGGCAAAAUGUCUUCAAGAUGUUUGUUUGGGUUGUCUUUUCCCACCCCCUCCGCACACCCCCGCUCCCCCGCAUGUCUUGGAGUCGUGGGUCGAGAGUGGCAUGCCCUCCUCCCCCUUCCUCCUCCCCUGCAAUCACGCCCCUCACCCCCGCUGUCACAGCCUCCCUCCUUUGAGGACGAGGAGAGUGGGGGCUCAUCAUCAUCAUCAUCAUCAUCGUCACAGAGGGACAAAGGCUACCUGAACUGACAGAGAUCUUCUUUUCUGACCACAGACACUUUUUGUCAACACCGCCCCCCCCCACUCCCACUCCCACCACCUCCAUGUGCUGUCUGUUUAGUGCGUGCUGGUGGUGUAUGAUGGGAGAAGUCUUGACCCAGCACUGAGGGGCUGUAACACUUCACUGUCAGCGCGGCUGAUUAGCUUAUCACUCACCGCACUGGGAGGAAAUACAUCAUCGUUUCAGACAGGGAUUCCCCGGUUUAGGGUCCGUUCUCUGUCUGCUUCAACUCUGCAUUUAUCAGCAGACUCUCUGCCCCCCCCCACUUCAGUAUUUUACACUUAAAACUAAAGCGACAAUCUGAGCUGAGCAUUUCUGAACUUAGGAGUGAUAAACACUGAAGAUUCAUGGUGAUGAGAAAUGAUCUGCAUGAGCAAAGAGUCUGCAGACACUGCAGGCAGUCACAUCAGAGUGGGUUCUGUCACAGACUGUUAAAAUAUUUUUGAUAUUGAUUAAACAUAUAUUUUUAAAAUCUUUUUAAAAAUGCACAUAAAACAUAAAACAGUUUCUGUUUAGUUUUUGGUCAACGUCUGUGAUGAAGAUGAAGUUUAAUUUUUCUGCUCCAAGUGUUGCAGAAAUCAACAUUUUAGUCCAUUUCAUGAAUUUGAAAUCAAAUAUGUUUCAGACUAAUACAAUAGACACAUUGAAUUAUAAUGUACACAGAAUAUUAUAAUAGUUGUAAACAUAAAAAUGUGAUAUUUGCAGUAAAUAUCAGCCGUCAUGAUGAGUGAUUAUCGGCAUCGUGGUUAAAGCAAAGACACGGGUCAACCACUUACAUCGACACAACUACAUUAUGUGUAAAUGUGACAGACUGAAGUGGUGUUUAUAUGUCUGUUAAAGCCGAUACAGAGGUGUCUUUCACCUGCUUUACCUCUAUUGGCCAGCAGGGGGCAAAGCUAGUGGUUCGAAUAUGAAAAUUAGACGGGGAUAAAAACCCGAAGUUUUCAGUUACAGUUAUUAAAGUCUUUGUCAUUAGUUCAAACUUUUCUUUAAAGCAACAUGAUUGUCCAGUAUCGUCCCAUUAGGUGGGAAAUACCUGUGACUGUCAAGCGUUACCAUAGCAACACGUCAAAGCAAAUCUGCCCUGUAGUCCAAAUCUGAAACCUUCUGGUUUAUGCUAAUGUACAGAAAAAAGAUCUUCACAACCACAAAGACUUUGUCCCCUUUGUUUACACAUGCUGAGUAAAUACUAACACACACACACACACACACACACACACACACACACGCACAGACACACCGAUACUGAAGUCCGACACUAAAAAAAGGAAAACUACUCGAGCCAUCUUCCCAAACUCCUCUCCUCCUCUUCUUCUUCAUCCCACUCAACAAAGAAAGUGAAACACAAAGUGGCAAACGUGCUUUGGCUUCCCCACAGUGUGGUAUCAGGUAUGGUAAUUACUCUGCCAUUAACAUUGGGAAUAGUUAAUGUGUAUUAAUGUGUUAAUGGCAUGUUAAUUACUGUACAUGCAAGAGAGCGCCCGCAGGCGUUCUCUCAGAUUCUUUGUGCCAUGUGGAUGUAGGCCAAGCUUAAAAAAGCCUUUAAGAACGUCGAUGAAAGAGGAUCCUUAUGUUUCAUUUGUCAGAACAAAAGAUUUUCAAUGGUAAUUUGAUCCCGCUUCCCCCGCGCUUCUGCAGCUGAAAGUCACUGAUCCAGGCGCCACGACAAAGGAGAUGAUAUGAAGUCAAAGGAGACGUGGAUGAUGGCGGCUGUAGUGACACUGGCCUCUUUGUGAAAUGGAUACUCUAAGCUCUCUGUAGUCUCCAGUGUGUUGCUCUGGCAGCGGGUUUUAAUAACACGGUGGAUUAGAGGCCUUGGAUCCUGAGUACCAAGCUGGAGUUAAAGCUCACCUUGGACGAGCCUCAGUAACAGGCGAGAUGCCACGGUCCUCCUCCUCCUCCUCCUCCUCCUCCUUCUCCUCUUUGCACACAUCGUCUACUCCGCGGCUUUAAGAGAGAUGACCUUUGCAAAUAUUGACAGAAAAUAAAUUCUGUUUCGAUUGGUUAGCUUUGGGAGACCUUUGCGGAUCAAUGCAAUUAGAUGAACAGAGUGUCGAUACGCGGCUGUACGGCGCUGUUCACUGGAGGUAGGAGAGGAGCUGCCGGAGGUCAGGGUUACUCCUAAUGAACAGGAUGUUUGGGAAACUGUUGUGGAAGUAACGGAGUUACAGUGUGUAUCAUCAAAAACGGUCCAAACACAGAGGCUGGAACUUUAGUUCUGUCUGAAACCUUUACCAGAACUGACCGAUAAAACCAGUAUCAGGAGGAACACAUAUUUAUAUGAGUUUGAUUUUAGCCAAUAUCAGUUUUAAUAAAAGCAGGUAGUGGUACCUGUAUUGGUAUCAGCUGAUAUUGGUGCUGUAUUAGUGAUCGAUAAUUUUGGUACUGAUAUCAGGGUUGGUUGGUAUCAGUGAAGACGGAUGGUGAUAACUUAGAAAACUGAUAUUAGUCCAUGUAUGAGUAUUAGCAGAUAUCAGAGGUUGUAUUAGUAUCAGCAGAUAUCGGUAUUGGCAGAUAUCGGUGUUGGCAUAAGCAUGGCUGGUUGGUGGAUUUGUGAUCUUCCUGAACCAAUGUUAAGAAAUAUAAAUAUAUUGAGAAAAUAUUGUCAUUGGUAUCAGUUUUGGCACAUGUCAGUGUUGGUAUCAGUAUGAGCAAUUAUUACAAUAAUUACUGGUGUUGACAGAUAGAGGAACUAGUAUCAACAGUGGCGGAUAAUAAGACUUGUUUAACUAUUGGCUUAUUCUGGUACUGCAUCAGUGUGGGCAGAUAUUGAUCAUUACAAUCAAUUGUAUCAAUACUUGUGGCAGGUAUUGGCAAAGGUAUUAGUACUGAGAGGUAUCAGUUUGGAUACUGAGCUGUAUUGUACUAGUUUGGAUAGAUACCAGUAGCUUAAAUCGGUGAUAAAAUAUAUAUCAGUUCUAGUAUCAGUAUUGGCAGAUAUCACAACUGGUUUAGUGGUCAUGAAUAUUGGUAAUCAUAUCAGUAACGGUAGAUAUUGGAACAAGUAUUAGAUUUGGUAGAUAUCAGAAGUGGUAUCAGUAUAAACUGAUGUUAGUAUUGGCUUACAGUGAAACUGAUAUCAGUAGUGAUAGAUAAAAGCAGUGGUAUUAUUGGUGUGGGCAGGUACUGAUGACUAAAAUCAAUGUUUAUGAUCUGAUGUAGAAGAGCUUGUAUCAGUAUUAGCAGAUAUCACAGAGAUAUCACACAGAGUUGAUAUUGGUAAUCGUGUCAGUAAUGGUAAAUAUUGGAACAAGUAUUGGUUUAUAUCAGACCUGGUAUCAGUAUUGGCAGACACUGACACUGAUAUCAGUCGUAACAUAUAUAACAGUGGUAUUAUUGGUGAGGGCAGGUACUGAUGACAAAGAUCAAUGAUUACGUUCUUGUAUCAGUAUUAGCAGAUAUCAGUAUUGAUAACUGUAUCAGUAAUGGUAGAUAUAUAAACAAGUGUUAGUUUAUAUCAGAACUGGUAUCAGUAUUUGCUGAUAUUAGUAUAGGCAGAUACUGACACUGAUAUCAGUGGUGACAGAUAUAAACAGAAGUAUUAUUGGUCUGACUAAAAUCAAUGAUUAUGACCUUAAGUACAAGAGCUUGUAUCAGUAUUGACAGAUAUUUAAACGAUUAUUAUUGGUGCUAACGUCUAAACAAGCUAACGUUAGCUGCUGUGUUUUCUUCACUGCUGGUGGAUAAAAUAAUAAUUUAUUAGUCUAAAAAGAUCAUCCAGUUUAUUUGUAAGAGUCUGGUUUCAGGUCGAGGACUCCUCCAGUGUUCGGUCUGGUUUCUGACGAUGCAGUCAGUGCAGCAGAAUGAGCUGGAGAAGCCCAGAGCCAGCCCUUCCCUCUUCAGCAGGCCACAUUAACCCAGCAGGGCUCUGCCUUUAUGGCUCUCCUGCUCACACUUCAGUGAUGAGAGUAAACAAGCAGCGGGCCAAAGGUCAGCUAAGCCCACAGAAUAAAAGAGGGCACAGGGGGGAAAAGAGGUGGGAGGAAAAAGGAGAGCGGCCCGAGGCGGUGCUCAGAUCACUGUCAGGGCUUCAAGCAGGGAAUGAUGUACGAGACAACAGCCCAGGACCGGAAAUGAUUAUAAACAGAGAACAGGGGAGAGUAUAUGAGAGAAAAGGGGCCGCAUUGUCUUUAUCUGUCAAAUUUGUUACUUCCGCAGAUCUGAUAGGGACGGUGAAACCUGUAAAAAAUGAAAAGAAGAACCAGCCCUGACUGAUAGGGAUGGAUUAAUCACAGCGUCGCCUUUUGUCUCCGUCACACAGGAGAAAUGAGGAACAAUCAUAUAGGCAAGUGCUUUCUCCCCAGCCUCUCCACCUGUGUUGUUGAGUGACAAAUGAGGCUGAUUAAGGACGUGUUACAUUACUACUACACUUUUCCCUUUUUUCUCUCCCUUUACAUCAUUAAACUCUGGUAAUUAAGUGAGCAAGCAUCAUCAGAGCCGUAUGAAAUAACCGGAGCACAUAUAGAUUUUUCAUUCUUAACUUCCCCGUUGCUCGCAGGCUUUACCAAGGUGACACGACUCCCGCACUCUCCCUUUGCUCUGAGAUUAAUCCCACUUUGACUGUGGAGGUGGAUUAGAGCUCAACUCGGGUGCCCAAACUUGUUUUAAUACCCAUAUCAUCAGACAAAAACAGGAUAAGGAUUUGAGCAGGCGAGCAGCAUGGCAGUGCUAGAAUGUGACUGUGGCUUUGCAAGUUACUAUACAGAUUUGUCAACCACACAGCAAAUUAAAGAUACUAUCUCGCCUGAGCCUAUUUUGUGGAAGUUGUGUGAUGAUUCUGAGCUUAGACAGUGAAUCCGCAAUCUCUAGCUGCUCUAACAAAGGUGCAGGAGAACAGACAGCCAGACGGAGAUAUACAGCACCUGUUUUUUUCUUCUUCUUUUUUUUCCCCGGCUGUUUUCUUAUUUUUUUUUUUUAAUUCUUAGUAUUUAUCCGCUGGAGACAGACACGUCAUCCCUCCCAACAUGUGCGUUAUGAAUGGCCAGCUGCAGCCGCUGUGGCACAAAUACACCCUGGUGGACUCCUGCAGGGCCGUCUGCUUCUCGGGGCAGCACAGUAAUCAUUUUUAUCCCGCUGAUUUCCCAAAUAGAAAUAGACACGUAUGAUAAAAAUGUCACGGCCACUCCACAUGUCACCGGACUAACAGGAUUACACGUCACUUUCUAAAGUCUCGCUCUGGUUUUCCUUUGCUGUGAGUAGACACAUUAUUGCACACGGGAACUUUGCGGUAAUAUAUGGUAAGAGACUGGUAGCUGUUUAUGGCCUGUGAUUAUUUAGUUUGAAUGAAACCGGUGAUUUAUGCCCAUUUAGCUGAAAAGCCCUGUAAAUUCCCCCAGCUGCAUUUCCCCUGGAUACAGAGUGAGUGGAGUGAAAGUGACAACUGGGUUUGGUGUGGAAAUGUACGCCGCGUCCCGGAGUUAUAUUUAAUAUACCUGACAUGAAAAACAUGCCUACCUACUUACCACCACCCGCAGCACGAAGCAAAGUGCAGCCUGCUGAGCCUGCGUGGAAUCAGAGAGUGGGAGUAAAUAGUGGAUUAGAGGAAAAAUGAACUGUAGUGGCAGACAAACCGGCAGCUAUUAGAGGGACACAGGGAGAUCUGCAGCCAGCAGUCUGGGCACAGCCAGCGCUCGAAUCAUUUGGUUUCCUGCUGCACAAACUGGACUAGAAAGAGGCGAGCCGGUCCAGAACGAGGGCUUUGGGUGGAGUUAGGCUGCAGAUGCAGUGUGAUGUGGAUCAGGGUUAGUGGAGCAGUGGCAUAUUGUCCACAUGGAUGGGCUUGGCUCUCUCUGCGAGCCUGAUGGAGCCUUGUCCAGCAUCUCAAUGUCUCCAACACAAAUAGCCACAUUCAUCCACUCCUCUCACACCAUUACACCUAAAAGACUCAAAGCCAGCCCAUCCAUAAAUAGAGUCAAAUUUGUUUUUCAGCCGCUCCGCCGCCGAACAAAAACACCAACAGAGAUGAAAACAUCAGAGGGGCGGCUACAAUAUGAUGCGCUCCCUAAUUUGUUUUUAUUCAGGAGUGUUUCUGCCUCUCUGGCGUUUACUCCGGUGGAUGUUUGCAGGGUCAGUCGGUCAAAGCCUGCUAAAAGGGCUCCUCUGAUUGCAUGCCUACUGGCUGACACAAUGGAGCCACUAAUCUUCUUAUUUAGAAUCCAGAGGCUGGCCAUAUCUUAAUGAAGCUGUAAUGAGCUGUUGAAAAUCCCUGAAUUGCGGGAGGGAUUAUUGAAUUGAAACAACUCUGGUAAUCAUAACGUUCGAGUAGCCACUCAGUAUUUACUGCCCAUUGAGCCACAUUUAUAUCCACUUAUUAGAGUGGAUUGCUCCGGCUUGUUUUUGUUGUAAUUCUGACCUGCAGUGUGUGUUUUGGUUUGUGUAUUUCCCGAACGCUCAGUGCAUCAAGGUGUGCAUGUAUGCUAUCUGCAGGGUGAUUAUGACCUGCUGACAGGCUGGCGAGACAGAAAAACAGCAGGGUCUGAGUGCAAAAACUGAUUACAUGAAAGAGCACUUUGCAUGAAAAUGACUCUGAACUCAUUUGCCGUUUUAUUUCUCCGGCACAUUUUUACGACCUCUCAGAACAAAGCAAAAUCAGGAUUGUAAAACCGUACAGCGCUCAGCCCUCGUGAGCCAAUGAGAAAGGAGUCGAGGAGCGGUUGUUAGUUUUGGGAGCUCCCAGCGUUCACUGUGUGUGUGUGUCAAAGACAGAGACACUUACUCCAGGUAUAGUUUUCUGUUUAGCAUCCUCUCUCAGAGUACAAGUGCCACUUCACCAUUGAGCAUUUGUCACUUUAUGGAUGUUGCUGUCAUGUCAGGCUUCCCGUACACACAGUGUGUGUGCAGCGCAGUGUGUAAAUAAAAGAGAACAGGCAUAGACACGGGGCGACAGGAACACAGCACACGCACAGGAGGCAGCAGCUUCAUACCUGCAGGGGAAACAUCACACAGCUCCGCACACGUCAUGUUUCCAAGAGUCGCUGCGGCCCGAUGUCAUCGUUUACGAUUUAGAUGAUUUGGCGAAUGCUGAUCGUCUGUCUCUUAUUUUGUGUCCCUGCAGGUCUCAGCAUCCGCGGCGCCCAGGAGGAGGACCCCCCAGACCCCCAGCUCAUGCGCUUAGACAACAUGUUGUUGGCGGAGGGAGUGGCGGGACCGGAGAAAGGCGGCGGAUCUGCUGCUGCGGCGGCUGCGGCCGCGGCCUCCGGCGGGGCGGGCGACAACUCCAUCGAACAUUCCGACUACAGAGCCAAACUCACCCAGAUCAGACAGAUCUACCACACAGAGCUGGAGAAAUACGAACAGGUGAGGAGGGGGGAGGGGCUUUACAUCCUCGUGGUUAACCUGCUCGAAACCUCAUUUAACAGUUUUUCUAAACGUCCAGGUUAACCUUAAAAACGUGGUUCUUAUUCCACCAUUAAGACGUUUAAGAAGGUGGAUCUACCGCUGAGUCGUACGUCAUUCUCCACGUUACUUACGAACGCCAUGAAAAGCUUAUUGAGAGCGUUCGGGGAAAAUUGCAGUGAGCAUGCACGCGUUCGCAGCCGAGGAGAAAUUGCAGUAUUAUUCAGUGUGUUGUACUUAAUUAUAGAGAUCCAGAGCAGCGAGUGCCUUAGUCAUGGGUGUUAAAUGAAAGUAUGAUCAGCUCCUUCACCUAGCACUCUGAGCCUGCCAUUAAACACAGAGGCAUUAUGGGUGAAAAUAGAAGGUGUAACAGUGAUGCCUCAGCAAGCCGCUGAGGUAAAUUAGACUAAUUUACUCGCCGCUCUCUGAGAGAGGAGGUGGGGACGCGGGGGCGCACAACACUUCUCCGGGAGUAAAUGCAUCUUUCUUAAGGGUGUUUCCAGGUUUUAAUUAUCUAAAUGUAAAUACUUAACGAAUUUUACUCAGAGUAAUGAGCUCAAGUGUGCACUACGUAAAUGAGUUAUUCUAAUUAAUCAUGUAUGAACUCCUGGUUUACCGAAAAGCUGUUUAAAUUCGCUCGGCAUUAGGAGGCCGGCCAAAUUACUAAACUGCAAUGAUGACCUCAGCGGUUAUGUCGUCAGAGUAAUUCAUGAAAAACACGUUAUGAUGGCGAAGGUUCGGUGAAACGAUGAGCAGACUUCAGGAGUCCUGGGGAGGUCUCUGGUCUCACUCUGGACCCUCUUUCUCUCUGUCACUCUGCAGGCGUGCAACGAAUUCACGACCCACGUGAUGAACCUGCUGAGGGAACAGUCUCGCACGCGGCCCAUCUCCCCCAAAGAGAUCGAGCGUAUGGUGGGAAUCAUCCACCGUAAGUUCAGCUCCAUCCAGAUGCAGCUGAAACAGAGCACCUGUGAGGCUGUCAUGAUCCUGCGCUCCAGAUUCCUCGAUGCCAGGUCAGUGGAUCUCAUGUGUGUGUGUGUGUGUGUGUGUGUGUGUGUGUGCGUGUUGGUAUCUAGAAACUUUUACUUCCUCCAGAUGACCCAUAUAAGCUCACCCAGUGGGCGAGGUCAUUGUCAGGUCUGAACUUUGUGUUUUUUCGCUCCCACUUUUCUGGCACACGACACAGUGUGAGCUCUGCAGAGACGCAUGAUUUAACCGUGUCCACGCUCUGCGCAUGAUCCAUCCUCCAGACAAUCAUGCCCCCAGCACCUGAUAGCAGUUAAGACCAAAUGAAACAGGGGGCCGAGUCCCGGGUAAUGGAUGGAGGGGAGGUCAUCAGCAGGUGUUUGGGAUUAAUCUAAUCACUAGCAGCAUGGUGCAGCGAGGGGCUCUGCAGAGAAGGGGGCACAAGUUGGAGGCCAAACAAGCCAAGUGGAAGCACAUUUGCUGCCUGCUGCCUGUGUGAAGCGCGGUAAACAAGGCAAAAUAAGCAAAUGCUCAACAACAUGAUAAGUAGUGCCCUUGGGAGGGAACAGGGACCCAGAUCUAGUUAGAGUUUGCUUGUUUCUGCUGCAGAUCCCUGGGGCUGUGGCACUUCAGGAACAAUGCUCAACUGUGCAUGCCGUGAUUUCUAUAAUGCACCGAGAUGCACUCCGACUGGGCUUUGCGCUCCAUCACAAAGCCCACCCAUCCGCUGCACUAAACUCUCCACAUUACACGCUUGGACUGGAGAUUGCGGACCAACAGACCAAAUUAAACAUUGUAUGUGUUUUGCGACUGUGUGUGUGUUUGUGCGCGCUUGUUAUCGGCCAAAGUCGGCUUUGGUCUUCCGUGUGUUUGACGAGACUUUUGGAGCAGGACACGAUAUCCGGCUCCUGAGGGCCCCGCAGCCCAUUCCUCAUUAUUUUCACCGUUUAUGUGUGAGAUUGAUUGUGCAAUUUGUGCGAUCCAAAUGGAUGAGUUAAUGCCGGUCCUGGCUAAUAGGGCUCGCUCGGCCUUUUCUCUCGUUUUUCCUCUCUCAACCCAGGCGGAAAAGGAGAAACUUCAGCAAGCAGGCCACGGAAAUUUUGAACGAAUAUUUCUACUCGCACCUCAGCAACCCGUACCCGAGCGAGGAGGCCAAAGAGGAGCUGGCGAAGAAGUGCAGCAUCACAGUUUCCCAGGUGGGUAGUUGCUCCUCCUUGUACAGUAGCUGGUGGGUAAUCAGGGUGGGAAAGCCUAGAGGGAUAGUUAGCGUAGGUCGCUCCAUUGACAAGACACAAUGUCCGUCCUUAGCUAACCUUGACAUUGUGGCUGCCUAAUGAUGCUUCAGUCAAGGCUGGUCCCAGUCAGUCAGAGCGGGGGGCCGCAGGGAGGGGAGGCCUAUAUCAUCUUGGCCUCAAUCAAAGCACUAUGUUGUCCUUCCUUACGCGGGGUCCCCUGCCAUUUUUACCCCUCAUUCCCAUCCACCAUGAGUGCUCUCUGCGGUGGCUGGUCAGCCGCGCAGGUCAUAAGCCGGGAAGAAAAAUAGCCUCAUCCUUUAGUUGAAGAAGAAAAGCAGUUAAAGAAACGCUGCCUGAUAUUUAUUAGGAUGUUUUUUUCUCUCUUCGAGUGACCUUGCAGGACUCUGCUAAUUCACAGUUAAAGACGCCUCUUUUUCCCACUUCCUAAAAAUAUAAAUAUAGAUACGACUAGCUUUUCUUCACGGGGGGAACCUGAAGGCAACAUCUCUCACACCUAACCCCCCCACAUCCAAAAGCCUGAUUAUCCUUUCCUCUCCUGCUAUGAUUGUGACUAGACUUUUCUUUCCUACCCUAUUGUUCUGUGGUUGUCCUCAUGAGACAGGAUAUGAGAGAAACAUGAAUCUAUACAAUAAUCUGCAGUGUUUUUUUGUGCUGUGUGGGGAGGGGGUAUAUUGAGUGUAGUCAUGAAGAGUCAGAUACUGUAAAAGCCCAUUCUUUUUUGCCUUCAGGGGGUGGGAAGCACCAUCACAGUAUCACAGGUAUGUCAUGACUUCUCCUGAUCCACUGUUUUCAUUUGUUUUUCUCUUUCUUUUCUUUUUUUGUUGAUGAUGUUAAAUGAUGUUUUAGCCUCACAGUUUUUGCACUGCACAGAUCCUCCCUCCCUCCCUCACACCACUGCUACAUGCUAAUGCUAUCAUAAACUGCAGUCUUUACCGUUUCUUUGACAUGUUUGAAAACGCAGAUUACAACUUUUGACAUUUCACUUUUAAGAACACAGACUGAUCCAUGUUUUAAACUACACUCAUGUUAUUAUCACCAUAUUAUUAUUAUUAUUAUUAUUAAUAUUAUUAUGUGUGUACUGAUGUGAAACUGUACCUUUGUUUGCUUUGGUUUACAUUUGUUUGUUGAAGAACUUGAACUGAUUGUGUGGUACUUUCCAAUCUCAGUUAAUUUACAUCCCUGAAGCUGCUGUGUGCUGUGAGUGGUCCCGGACCCUCACAAAUGGAGCUCCACUUUGUUAUCUGAAGGCCACUGUACUGGUUCCCAUGAGAGCGAAUCAGUCGGAGCAGAAAUUAGAGGGCUUUUAAAAAUUCACUUGAACUCAUCUCAGGCCCCAUUAGUGGCGAGCUGCUGGACGGGCGGAGGCCGCCGCUGCCGCCGCCGCAGACGUCCGUAUUGACUUAUUCUUAGUGCUUUGGCUCAUUUUAAGUGAGUAACAAAGUCAGAGGCUCGACAUGACGCCGUAAGUGUGUUAUCGCUCAUCGGGCCCCGGCCCCUUCAGACUCACAAACGCUACUUUGAGGGCUCGGCUGAGUCAUUUUUCAAGCACACCCCUAAAACGCUUGUCUUUUUUGCAGCUUUGUUUAUUGCACGAGCAGUUCAUUAAGAAAAAAAACCAUCAGCAGUGAAUGGUAUGCCAAUAUCUGUCUGCAGCUAGGCUCAAUACAUCAUCGCUGACGAAACACUCUGCAUCAUAUUACCAGAAAAUACGAGAGACGCUCAAAGAGAGGAAAAACGCUCUGAUCUCUGCGGGUCCGAUCAGGAGGAUUUUAGUCAGACUUAGAUUCUCCAGGAGCCAAAAAUCACUUAAUACAAAAUCAUGAUACUAAGGUCACAGUAAAUAUUAAUUUAAAUACAAAGUUUUACAGGUAGUUUAUGUCGAAUGAGUCAGUUUGCUUUACUUUGUUUUAGAGAUUGUACGGUAAACAGACCGACAAUCACUGCGAUUGUUUGAGACACAGUACAAAGACCAGAGCAGCUUAUCUGAGUGUUAAUGUUUGGUCUUAAAUUAUGCAAACUUUGAUAAACAGGAUAAUUGAAAGGUAAAUAAGUGACAUUUGCAUUUUAUUCAGACUAAAUUUUAUUCAGACACUAAAACUCUAACAGGUGUUUGAAAACUUUGAUUAUCUAUUUUAUUAAUAGAUAAGAACUGUGUAUUGAUAACAGAUUACAGAGGAAGAUACCACAGUACUGUAGGCCCUCAUAUCACUGUGUCAGUUAUCAUUGACUUCAACAAGUCGUAUUAAAGACUUUGAGACUUUUUAAAGUACGCAAUGAAAACAAUUUCAGACCCAUUUUACAUCUAUACUGGAAAAAAAGGACAUAAGACAUGAGGGGAAAUCGAAACAUCUUACAUUACUUCAAAUCAAUCUAUAUUCCUAUCGCAUAUUAUUUGUUUUUAAGUUGAGUUAAAACAUUUUAAUGACCUUUAAAAACAUGUUUAAGACAUUUUGAUGAGAUUUUAAAAUAAUUUUAGACAUUUUAAGGCCUUAAAUUCAAAUGAUUGGAUUUUAGACACGUACAGAGUCACGUAGAUAUCUUGAUGCAGUUUAUUUCUGGACUUGUGAGCGUUGUGUUCAGCAAUGUGCAGUUUCUGUGCGGCUGUGUAGCUUUUAUUAGCAUUAUCAUACAACCUGAAGGUAUGCGAGUUUAGCUCAGCCUGUAGAUGCAAAAUAAGAAUAGAAACUAUCCGCUGAGACAUGCCUCCCAUGUCUGUUUUGUCCACAGGGGGCGCUGAAAUCAGCACAAAACUAAAGUUCCUUACAGGAGCUUUAACUAGGCGGAAAUUUUGAUGUUAUAUUUUGAUGUAAGACGUGUCCUGAAUGAAGGCUUGUGAUUGGACGGUUUGGUUUAGCGUUUGCGUACACAUUGCUAGAUAAAGUUGUGGUGUUGGUUGAAGAGUUGAGGUUUUUUCGGUGUACGGUUGAAGAUUUAAAGCAGAUCCUCACAUUUUUCUCCAGAGUGACACUUUUCAAUAUUUCAUAACUCUGUGAAUUUAGUGAAGCUUGAGUUCUUAUUCAUUUUUAAUGCUGCUGCCUGUAUAAUUGAUGCUUUCCCAGCCUGUGAGUCCACCUCUGUAUGUGUGUUUAAGGCUCAGGGCAUUGUAACCCCGGAUAUAUUGGGAUCAUACACUGAUCAUGCAUUGCCUUACAUUGAGUAGCGAGCAGUAUUGACCUGAAAUAGGGUGAAAUAGUUUGAAUUAUUAAGCAGAGCUCGGCGGCCUCUCUCGUGGGCAGCAGCAGCAGCAGUGUAGGCAGCGGAUAUCGUGUUCUUGCACAGAGUCUGCAUGGUCAUUAUACAAUCGCUGCCUCUGAGGCUGCUGAUGUCAGGUAAUUCAAUCUCACAACCUGGUUCUCACCACACAUAGGAGUCAAUUGAAUGCAUGGCCUGCCACAAGAUAAAAGGGAAUUAGUUCUGUAGAUUGGGUUGUGCUCCACACCUUCCAGAGCAGUGCAUUUGUUCAAUAUUUAGCUGAACCCCAGAAUCACUAAAGCCAGAGUUCAGUGGGCAGGAGAGAAAUGUGCAUGUAGGACUGAGAGGGAGAGAGGGAGAGAGAGAGAGAGGGCUGGAGUAACGUCCAGAAUCUACUGCCAGCAGGGUCUUGUAACACCAUGUAGUGGCAGAAAACAGUCAUAGCACACUUCAUCAGAGACUCAAUAAUAAGAACAUUUUAAAGAAACAUACAGAAACAUAAUAAACUGCUGACAUAUCUGUUAGAGGUGAACUAAUCUGCAGCUGUCAGCUCUCAGGAUUAACGUUGAAAAUACGUCCUCAUGUUGUGCAAACACCUAAACUGACACUUGAAUAACUGCAGUUGUGUUUUUUUAUUCACUGUUUGCACAACAUAGUGUUAAAUUAAACAGGAUAGUGAUGAGCUUUAGAGAGCAGUUUCCCCAAUUCCCCGGCUUUCUUCACAGCAGUGUCUGAAAGAGGAGAAUAUUGCCUGGUCUUUGGCUCCACUAUCCACUCUAAGCAGGUUAAGUAAAAAGGAUGAUGGCCAGGGCUUUCAUUGCUUCCAAUUAAACCUUGCUUGUUAGUUUAACCUCUAGGUAAACCCAUCAAACAAUUGAUGUCAAGGAAACCCUGCCAACAGUGGGCCUCGCCUGAAUGGUCAUUAAUUUUAAUUGCCUAGAUAUUAAAGAUUUAGAGCACAGAGACGUGCAGGAUAGAAAUGAUCUGAUGUCCUGCAAAUCCAGUCAGUUUUCACGCCGCAGCAUCAGCGAGCUGCUGGGGAUAUUAAAAUUUAAGCACAUGGGUGGAAAUUAAAUAAAGCGUCAUUAGGGGCAGCUGCUCUUUGGCUGGUCCAGCCGUGGGCUGCGGGGCCUGAGAAGGACGGGGGGUGGGAGGGUGGCGGCGGUGGUGUAGGGGGCGGCGGUGCAGCGACAAGACACUCUAAUUUAUAGAACCAUUAAAAACAAGCAUCACCUCAUUAUUAUUCCACGGUUAUUGCCGAGCCAGCACUCACACAUAAGGUUCACCCUGUACAAGUUUUCAGUCUGACUGAUGCGGAGUGUCAUCAUCUCAGUUCAACAGAAUUAGCAUUUCCAGCUGCACACGGUCUGAAUACGCCCACUUUCACAGCUCAGGACUACCUUCACCUGAGAGUGUGUGUUAGAGACACAACACAGGAGGUGAAGGAGGAAACUACACCUGCUGGAAACGGAAGAUUAAAAACACCUCGAGUAUCUUUACAUUUGGAUUUAAUAAUCGACUGAAAACUAGAUUUUCACGUCCACAUCAGAAGAAGAGAGGAUGAUAUUGUCAGAUAAAUACAUGAAAAUUAUUGAUCAUGACUCACAGGACCUUUUUGUCCUCGUGGGCCACUGUUGCAUCUGGAUUUAACACCAGAAGAGGUGAACAAGAGAGCAUCCAAGUGUUGAUUAGAUAUUUUUAAAGACACACUGGACCUUUAAGAGUUUGAUUUAACAUUUCUGUUUUAUUCUAAUCCCUGAAAAUGUCUAACUCUUUUUUAUGAAUGAGCACAAACAGCAAAAGCAGCUUCUACCAUAAUUUAGUGUCCUCACACUCACACACAUGUUGUAUUAAUGUUUAAUUCUUUAAAGCUCCUGUGAGGAACUUUAAAGACAGUCUGUGUCAGCUUGUGGUUUUUGUUUAUCUCGUCCUUUACAUGCUUAGUUAGGGACUUAUGACAGUCGAUCAGAUUAUUUUUUAUGAUUAUUCUUAGCAGUAACUGUAAAAACAGGCCUACAAAUUCACGUCAGCUGAUACCUACCCCCCACACACACACACCUAAUUAAGCCACAGAAAAGUGGAAAAUCAAACUCAUCAAUCAUGUUGCUGAUCGUUUCAUUUGCUUUUGGACAUCAUGACGAGGUAUAGAUAUGAAUUUUAGUCAAUUUCAUAUAUGUAAAAAAACUCCUCACUGGAGCUUUAAAAUAAAUCUGUUCCGUGACCAAAACGAACCAAAUCCAAUUAUAAAGAGGUGAUUUCACUGAAGCUAAAGUCUGAUUUUUUUCAUAUUGAAGGUUUUUCUUUUAUUUUACAUUUGAAUGUUUGUGCUGUAAAUGACCUGAGGGUGUAUUUGCCUCUUAUAUUUCAUAAUUCAACAUUUCCAUAAGGUGUCAGUCACUCUGACUCACUGAUCUGGAAUCAGUGAGGAUUCCUCCGAGGGUAAAAAUACGAGCAUUGACAUAUUUCACAGAGGGAUUUGCAUCUGUAACUAUCAGGAGGAGCGCUCUGUAUAUGUUACACCGACUUUAGUGUGUGUGUGUAAGUGUGUGUGUGUGUGUGCGCAGUCGGAGCCCCUUGUGUUUUAGUUUUGUCUGGAGACACAUCUGAGAGCAUGUCAUGCUCCCAUCCAUGAGAAGACACGAGUGGCUCCUGAUUACGGCUUAAUUAGCUGCUGUACCCGGCGGACAUUACUGCAGGGGCUGGGAAUUGGGUACUUGAUGGACCCAAACAUGACAUCUUGAAACAAUCACACUGCUCAGUGCACGCUGCUGUGGCUGCUUGACGUCUGACUCCUCUGCUCCUCCUCCCUCUGCUCUCGCACACAGGUAUCCAACUGGUUUGGCAACAAAAGGAUCCGGUACAAGAAAAAUAUCGGCAAGUUUCAGGAAGAAGCCAACCUGUAUGCCGCCAAGACCGCCGUAAACGCGGCGCAUGCUGCAGCCGCUGCAGUGCAGAACAGCCAGGCCAACUCCCCUACCACACCCAACUCCGGUAGGCCUCUCUGCAUUUAGACAAAAACCAGAUCUGCCCUCUACCUCAGCUGUUAACCUGCUGCCUACCUACCUACCUACCUGCCUCACUCUCUCAUGCACCAUUCACACAGAGAAGAGUGACAGGCUCUGCUCCCAGCUCGGGGAUCACAGUGUCUCCUGUCUAUAAGACGGUUGAUGCCGAGCAAACUCAUGCAUAAAGACAGCCUUCCUGACUCCUGAACCGAGAACAUAUGUAUUUUUGGGCAAAAAUAGAAACGCAUCAGAAAGAUGCCAUGGGAUUUGUUUUUCCCCUUGACUUUCUGUCAACUCGCUGUCAUUUCUAAUGUAAUGGUAUGUAGCCGCACUGAACAACGGGAGGGUUGCUUUUUCUGCAAGAUAAAGUUAGAGAUAAUGGCUGGGAGCAUUUUAGGUACAGUAGACUAUCUAUCUCUGAAUGCAUUCAUACUAAGAGUAAGAGUCAUGAGGGGGGGCAUGUUUAGUCCACUUUAAAGAUGAGUGAUGUAAUGCUGAGUUUGGACUUGGUUGACCUGCGUCUGGGUGUGGUAAGCUUAUGAAGUGGUCCCUUUUUCUUGCACCCAGGAUUCCAGAUGAAAGAUGAAGAGUUUCAGCUGGAUUCUGCCGAGAGCAAAAACACUCUUUUAACCAACAUGUUUACUGGUACUGGUCUUUUCAUAAGCUUCUUAUUGUCCUCCUUGUCAUUUACCAUGUGAUACCUCCCUGCCAAAACCUUAGAUUGGAAGUUGGUGAUGUGGAACAAUUGGGAGCUUAGGCGACCGGUCCCUCUUGUGUCAUGUGAUUUUCAUUUCAUUUGUGUCCACCGCAUUCGUAGAAAGAAAUAGAUCCUCUCGAGUCUCUCUGCAUCUCCUCCUCCUCCUCCUCCUCCUCUGGUUGUUUCUUUGCCUCCCCUCCCUCCUUCCUUCCACCCCUGUAGUUGCUUGCUUUAUUAUCGGGCUCCUCAUCCUUUAGUGUAUUUUUCUGUGUGCGUGGUGUGUGUGUCUCUGUGUGUCUGUGCUUUCCCUUUAUAGCCUUCUCUCAUGUAUUCAGCUACUUACAUCCUCCCUUUCCAGGUUCUUCAGGUUCUUUUAACCUCCCAAACUCUGGGGACAUGUUCUUGAGCAUGCAGAGUCUGAAUGGGGAUUCUUACCAAGGGGCACAAGUCGGAGCCAAUGUACAGUCACAGGUAGGAUCCACAAUCGGGGGACAGUUCCUGACUCUAGCAGUGCAGAGAGCUGUCCUUGUCUUGCCUGUGUACUGAGCCAUCCACAGUGCAGUCUGAAGCACAACCAAAAACAGACCAAUGAGAACAGAAACUAAGACGCUGCUGCAGUUCUAGACAAACAGCAUCCCGGCCCGCUAAAAGAAGUCCGAUUGGCCCGAGUGUUUACCGACUAUUUCGCUUUGGAUGGAAUAUUUUGGCAGCCAAAAUAUGAUCCCACCCCACAAAACAAUUCACUGGUUUCUAUUCCAAACACCUCCAGUAAACUCUGAGUGAAUGCAUUUGGCUUUGACUUGAACUCUUGGGUUGGUAUUUCUGGGUUUCUGGUACUGUGUUUCCCCCUUUUUUCUGUAUUUUGAUCCUGUCUCAUCUCGUUAUUGUGUGUUUGUUGACGUCUCCCAUUCUGUUAGUUUAAUGCAGCUGACGCACAAUCACUGCCAUGCACAUAGACAACAAAAAUACACACACACACACACACUGCUGAGUCAUGACUCAGGUUAAAACACACACACACACAGACUUCUGCAGCAGACACACCAGCAUGCUGGUUAAGUCAGUUUGCUUUUUCCAUCAUUACAGAAACAUUCGAGCUGAUUUCACACUUUAGUCAGAACCUGUAACCUCACUGAGCAUGUGCACAGUUAGUGUCGUGGCCGGCGCCCGGACUCUGAGCUGACGGGCUUGUCCACCUUGUCUGUCCCCUCAGGUGGAUACCCUGCGCCAUGUUAUCAGUCAGACGGCAGGAUACAAUGAUGCUCUGGGGGGAAACUCCAUGUACAGUCCACACGGAUUAAAUGUAAGUAGAUGUUCACCUGUCAUCUAUUUGUUCCAGUAAAUACUGUCGACUCUUUCUGCUGCUUUUAUUUCUAUGAUGGAGAAACGACCGUGCGUUACUUUUGAAUAACGUGAUGACAGAAGUUUUCAGAGGGAAUCUAAACUAGGGUUGUCCCGAUAUGAUAUUGAUAUCAGAUAUCGGUCUGAUAUCAGCCAAAAAAUAAAUAUCGGAUGAUGUCCUGCAUCUAAAAUCUAUAUCAGCACUCCAAUACAAGCAAUCCAUUCCAGACUCCAGCACCUAUUGCUAGCAUGCAGAGCCCACGUGAUCACAACAACAGUGUGUACAAAGGUACAAACAAAGCAGUAAGGAGCAGGAGUGAUGUUGGACAUGUGGCAGUAUUUGUUGUUAAAAGUCAGAUAAAGACGUUGCAGCUGAGUAAAAAACUUGUCAUGCACAAGUUUGUGCCAAUUGGAUCAAUAUCGGUAUUGGCCGAUACUGAAGGAUACAAUAUCGGUAUAGUAUCAGAAGUAAAAUGUUGUAUUAGCACACCCCUAAUAUAAACUGAUGUUUCAAACAGCUGAGGGAAUUUCCUUCACUAAUAAAAAGGUUGUAGAGACACAGACAGGAGCUGCACAGACAUAAGGGCCCCUAACAAAGAGAGCUCUCUGCUGCACUGAUGGACCCUCACUGUUUCAUCUUUAGGGGGCCUUUUAUACUCAGUACCUCCCUCAAAUCCACCCUCAUGACUCUCAGCCAAUCAGUCUUUAUUUAUAGAGUACUAAUUCACAACAAGUGUUAUCCUAAGACAAUGAACAAAAAAGCUGGUCCGAGUGGAUCAAGAUGUUGGAGUUUAAACUUGUUAUUAAACUCAGAACUUGUUAGUUUUUCAUUCAGAUAUUAACAUAUAUUAUUAUAUAUAUUCAGAUAUAUUAAAACGUUCACAAGAUAUUAUAUUUACGACUUAUAAGACUUCAUAAAAUGUCACUAUAAGUUGUUAUGAAAGCGUUAAAUCACCUUUAAAGUCUCACUAUAUUGUUGUAUUUAGUCAAAUUUAAAACAGCAGCAACAACAAUACUGAGUUAUCAGCCGACCUGUCCUCACAUGACUGCAUCAACACUGACAUCAGCCGGUCACCUCACUACGGAGGAAGACUAGGGCCACUGAGAAAAAAAAGAGGUCUGAUAUAUAAAUUUUAAAGAAUUAUUAUUCAGAGAAAAAAAGUCUGAAAUCAGACUUCAGCCUCAGAAUUCAGACUCUGUGUUUCAUCAGAGUUUCUUCUACAAAGACUUAAACCUCCAUGAGGGAUCUGUUGGUCUCUGGUCUCCUCAAAGUCCUGGUUUCUGUAAACUCAGACUGAAACCAUCAGGUGUGGUUCGUUUGUCACCUGAUCUCUCUUUGGUUAAAAACACUUUCAGUCGUCUUCUGCCUCCGACCUCAAACAGGCUGAAACCAGAGAAGCUGAAUCCUGUUUUGAAAUGCUCCACAGAAUUUCCCGUCGCCUUAUCUCGGUGAUAAAAUACGAACAUGUGAUCGCCUGCAGCUCCUUCCAGACAUGAAUCCCAUCUUCCUUGAUGAGGUUUGAUAUGGCGCCUUUUUGUAAAGCAGCACGUAAUCUGCAGCUAUCAGGGUAAAGAUUAAUUUGGUUGAUGAGAGGAUGAGGAGAGAGGAAUAUCAUCAGACAGCAGCUUUCUCUGUAUCAGUGUGUUUGCUCCCUUCAUAUUGUCAUGCCUGUUGGGUAUAAUACUCGCAGAUUCACAGUCUAAUAUUAUUUAAAGCUUCGGCGUCAGAAAUGAGGCGUUAGUGUUACUGGAAAUGAAAAAGAAAGUGAUUUUCUGCUGAGAGAAAUUAACACUUUGGAUGUAAACAAAUGGAGGAGAGGAGGGGGAGGGGACUGAGUGACGCCGGCACUCUCUGCUUUCGGUGUCAUUUUGGCUUUGCUGAAGCCGUGUUGCUAUAAGCUCUUUAGACAUGUCAGCUCCUACCAGGAUCAAGUGUUUUUCACUUUCUCACAAGGUUUCUCACUUCCAUGCGCGGAGCAGACCUGUGCCCACUGGCUCAGCGCGGCUCAGUGUGAUCCUCACUAAAACAGCAACUGACGGCGCCGAGCAGCCUCCACACACGGGAAAAAAAGAGAGAAACAGAGACAGUAAUAACGGCGUCUGAAUCAUCCCAAAGAUCCUGUUUGGUUGGCAGAGCCCUCAGUGCGCUCUACAGAUGUAUUAGCAUAGCCUAACCUUUAGCUUUGUUGGCGGUGACGUAGAAGGAUCCAGUAAAGGCUAGGUCACGCCUGGAGCGAGGCAAAGUCAGGCUGGCUAAGACUGGCUCUCUGGGAGAGGCCCUGCCCUGUCACUUCCACUCAGCUCUCCCCACCUCACCCGGCCCCGGCCCUCCCUCUUCCUGACUGACAGCAGAAUAUGUAGCGACAAGCUGUCGGCCGCUGCAGAAAUCUGCUUAGACGCUGAUUUCAGGGAGAGCUCCCAUUGGCCGGGACACCAGACAAAUUUGUUUGUGAGAGCGUCUUUGCUGAUGCUACUGUAACGCCGAGGACUAAUCACGCGGCGUCAGGGUGCGAGGGGCGUCUUAAUGUCAGCUGACACGAGCAGCAUCCGUGUCUCCGUUCCAUUUUUGGAGUGUUGUGUUUCGUUUUGGGAGUGAAAAUGUGUUUGUGCGGAUCGUGUUGCAGAGAGCGUGAUUGUAAUCUCAACCUUCUCCUAUUUGUGUCCCAGGCUAAUGGAGGGUGGCAAGAUGCAACGACUCCGUCUUCUGUAAUAUCUCCAACAGAAGGACCAGGAAGUGUGCACUCUGAUACCUCGAAUUGAUCCGCUAUUAAUGCAUCUUGGCCUCCAGCUGGGAAAACGGACUCUUUUAACGACACAUGAAGAAAAAAACAAACAAAAAAAAAACAGACUUUUCUCUUUCUGAUUUGUUUCCCUGUACGUUCAAAAAUUCACUCAAAUUACAGACGACCUGACAGUAAGUGUUUCCUGAUUGGUCGGUGGUUUCUUUCUGUCCUCAUACAUCAUUAUCAUGUGUUUAUUGUAGGGGUAAGCACACACACGCACACUCGCACACAAACACACAAACAGAUCUGGACUUCCUCUGACUCUGGAUGACACUCUCCUUUUAAUUUCUCUGAUUUCUGAUUUAAUUAGCGCUCUCGUCGGCGUCCGUAAUUACCGCUCUCAUUCAUUCACUUCCUAUAAAACAUAGAUUAAAGCAGCUGUUUCUUUGACUGUAAUGUGCUCGCAAUCUUGUCCGGCGAGUCAACAAUGCUAGCGCUGACAGCUCAAUGGCAGCUUUGUAGUUCCUUUCAAGAUUUAUUUUUGCCUUACAGCUGUAUACAUUAGUCCAAGGAAAUCACUAUUCAAAGUCUGCCACAUAAAGGAGUGUAAUUGAUUGCUUGACUUUAACAUGACACCAUUCCAUAUUUUAUAAUUUGAUGUUUAGUAUGUACAUAUGUAAACAUUUUUUUUGUACUGCUUAUCAAACAAACCCCCCCACUCUCCCCUCCGACAGUAGAUCAUCCCGUCACCACGCGCAGGAGCCGCCACCGCCGCCGCCUUCGCCGCGCCCGUUACACAGGAAAAGUUGUACAUAAUAUAGCUUAAGAGUAAUUAUACAUCCCACCAAUCAAUACGCAGCUUUAUUACCUCAUACGAAGUCACACACGGAUCAUUUCUGUCAUUUCUGUAGCUUAGAGUGCUCACUUACUACCUCUAAACAACGACGUCAUCGGCGCCACUCUUUCUUUGCCCUUCGCUCACCUUUUUAUGUCCUUCAUUUGACCCCCGCCCCGUCCUGUAACACUGUAAACUCCUCAUUCUCUAUGUAAUCUAAUGUAUAUUUUAAUCUUUUAAUAAAAUGCUGCGGCAGCACGGCCGCGUAAAACCACAAAAAUAAAACAAUGAAAAUGAUAACGAUAUUAAUACCAUGAAAAAUGGAGAGGGGGGAGGGAGGGAGGGAGGGAGAGGAGGGGAGGGGAGGGGGGAGGAAGUAGUUGGUGUGUGGCUUUUACGAGGGUGGGGGUCGGGGGGGCGAUGAUGAACAUUGUUGAUAAAUUAACAGCAAACAGUGAAACUGUUGUAAAUAGUGAAGAAGAAAAAAAACAUUUUGAAUGUUGCUCAUCUUGUUACUAAAUCAUGCAAAAAAAGAAAACGUCACUCUAAAAAGUGUAACGCUUAGAGGUUUCAGUAUUCAGAAGAACUGUACAUUCUCCGCCGCUCUGUCCAACAGGGCGCAGAACAAACUCCUUUUUCUCUUUUUUCUAUUGUAUGUGAUUCUGAAACUGAAAAAGUCAUGACCAAUGAUUUGUGGCAGUGAUUCUGAUGUAUUAAAGAUGAUGAUGAUGAUGUUUAGUGUUUCUUUCUAACCAGACUACACCCUGGACUGAAAAGUCUUCCUUGUGGUAGUUGUGUAAUUUCAAACAUGAAUAAACCUUUUGCUUUCAUGACAGCA
This is a messenger RNA of Xyrichtys novacula (pearly razorfish), 62221 nucleotides long. NCBI's taxonomy places the organism in Eukaryota, Metazoa, Chordata, Actinopteri, Labriformes, Labridae. The record is from the annotation of a GenBank genome assembly.